AGACUUGGUGUUGGUGCGCAUCUCUCCGACCGGGAAUACCGAUUUGUGAACAUCUCGGCCUGUUCCCCGCUGCACCGUGAAGCCGUGUUUUCUGCAGGGGGAGCGGGUGCGUGGCGGUGGCGGGGCCCGAGUGACAGAUUAUCGGUCAGUGUUAUGACAGACGGGGAUGGGGAUCAUCCAGGAGGAGCCGUGUUUGUUUGGUAUGGCGAUAUGAGGCAGGGGGUGGAGAGCCGCCACAGAGACGCUGGGCUCCGGCCAAACAUCUCCGCAUUUUAGCACCUAUUCGAUGCUCGGGAUUUGCAUUGCAUUGCAUUUGCUGCAUCGCUGAUCGGCCUCUGUUUCUGCACAGUGCAUCGUGGAAAAUGCUGCCUGUUUGAGGACACCCUCCCUCCAGUUAUUCGCUGCUGCCAUGACAGGCAGAGGUCUCCUCUCGACCGCGGCUCGACCGGCUGGAGAAGAGGCGGAUUGAUUCGGGACGGCGGGUCUCAUCUGCGGAUGUUAUUGUGUCUGCGGAGCCUGAAAACACCAUCCGCGCGAACACACCGUGAAUCUUACUCAGGGAAAAAGGCAAGAAAACAACAUGUCCUCUCGAUCUGCAUUACCGUCUGGAAACGACAGGAGUACUGGAGACCAUGUAAGUGCAAUUACAGCCUAUAGCCUCUGUCUGUUUGUGUGCAUGCAGAAGGUACAUCGUGCAUCCCUUAGAAUAAACCAACCCCUCAUGAAUGUGGCCUUUUGCAUCCUGUGUGCAUGAUCACGGUGCAGAGGAGGGUGUUAUUUUUCCUCAUUGGGUGAAAGGACUCUGGAGGGGAUAUUAGAUGGAUGUUUUAGCAGAACAGGCUCUGUCAAAAUGGGCUAACCUUGAGUGUCUGCGCAGGGAAAGAGCUGAUGGCAGGCAAACAGCCCGGAAUGGGUCCAUCCGCAUACGAUAACACUCGGCGGAUAUGCGCAGAAAGCCUGAAAACCAGCCGUCACCUCUGAUUAGAAGGCUGUGGAGAGAUAGUGAUGUCACAUUAUACUCCCUACCACUGCUGCUGCUGCUGCUGCCGCCUAUAUAAAUGUGCAUGUUUGUACAUGUGCGCGUCUAUUUGCGUGAUUUCCUCUUCAAAUUGCAUGGGUGGGACGCGCGCACAGGAGGCCAAAAUAAAUGUAUAGAGAAUAUCUGGGUUGUCGGCAUGAAGCGAGGGGGGAUUACUGCGUAAAAUGAUGUGCAGUCCGUUGCUGCGCAGCCUACAAAGCGCCCAACCCCACAGCCAGUGGGUGUCAGACAGCAGCGCCAUACAUCCAGAACAGAGGCCUGCUGCUGCUGCACAUAGAGAAUUCAUUCAUGUGAGACAGACAGAAAACACCACAUCUAUCUAUCUAUCUAUCUUAUUCUUCUUUCUUUGAAAUUAUGGUGCUUAUUGAUGUUGCAUUAUGUCAUUUCUCUCCCCUAAACACUUCUGGCACUAGUCCCCCCUCCCUCCCCAUCUGUUUGUUAGCAGAGCUUUGAGCACAGAGGGAUGGUUAAGCCUGUAUACGUGUAUUUGUGUGUGUGUGUGUGUGUGUGUGUGUGUGUAUGUAUGUGUGUGUGUGUGUGUGUGUGUGUGUGUGUGUGUGUGUGUGUGUGUGUGUGUGUGAGAGAGAGAGAGAGAAAGAGAGAGAGUGAGUGAGUGUUUAAGAGCUGCAUGAUUGAUUAUGAAUGCAGAUCUUCCAUCAGAAUGAGUCUGAUCAGCUGUCAUCACUCCACAAUUAAGUGAUGAUGACAGAUGGGUGAACUGAGAGGGUGAAAUGUGUUGCCAUGUUGGCACAGGUGAGGCCUUACAGUCUAAAGUCACCCUCCUCCUCGCUGGGUAGGACUCGUACUCAUCCACCUGAUAGCGCCGAGAAGGGGGUCCAAAUAGUCUCCAGGUGGGGCAUGAGAACAGGGAUGGAGGGAGUGUCUGAAGGUGGGGCCUUGGGUUGCGUGGUAGUAUUUGUGUGUGUGAGUGUGUUUGUGAAAGCAGGAUGACAUGCUGGGGGGAUGGAAGUGUGACGCCUCAGGGCCUAAAACCGGCCAGGGACCACUGUGCAGGCAUCUGCUCCCCUUUUGCUCCUACUUACAUAUUUCUCUCUCUCUACUACUCUCUCUUUCUCCUUUUCUGACCAUCUCAGUUCAACACCCUCCUCAUUCUUCCAUCUCCUUUUUUUUUUUCCUUUUGUUCCUCUCAACCCCUCCUCGAUUUAUUCUGUUUCCAACUCUGAGUGUUUCCUUGAUUUGACAAAAAGCAGCUUCUUGAGGAUGCAACAUUUAUUUUCAUUUAUUUGUUGGUAACCAUUUAAAUACCAUAAAGUUAUCAUUUAAAGCCCAAAAUGAAAUCUUUAAAUUACUUCAAACACUUUCACCAAAAACUGUCAGAAAUUCAAAAUAUUAAAGAGGGUGUACAUUUGGAUAUAUUUGCAGGACACACCAUCAAAGUGCUUUAUCAAUUAUUGCAACAGUUUUACCCCACGAUUAUCACAGCAAAUAAAAUCCAUAAUAAUGAUGUUAUCACCAUAUUAAACUGCACAUUCAGUUAGAUUCAGAUAAAGCAAGACGAGGUUGUAGCCAUUGAUCACUCCAUAAACUUUACUAAUCAAUGUGACUGACUUGCUGACAUAUCACCGUUUCUAAUCGUGUUUAAAGUUUUGACAGCAUCUCCAGCCCUGUAGAAACUUAGUCUUACAACCACUAUUUGGGAUACUUUUAUUUUGACAUUUUUUGACAAAGAACAAGGCUUUUAUUUUGACAUUUUACUAUCUCAGUUUUAGGUUGCUUUGUUCCCUACAUUGUACAAAAAAAGAUGCUUUUAUUUUGAAGUAAAAUAUUUGGUACUUAGUUAGGGUUGCUAGAUUACACUAAAAAUCCUGAAAAAUCCUCAUUAUUAUCUUUAUUUGUAUGGAGAUCAGGACAUUUUAACGCAUUUACUUAUAAAUUGACAUCUGCAUUACACCAUUUCUUAGAACUUUUAAACUCUUUCAAACUUAAACACUGUGAGAUCUUUAAAAAAAAAGACAAAAAUAAGAUGAACAUUAACAUGUAAAAAUCUACAUUAUUCUUGUUCACUGAAGUAUGCCUGUCUAACUGGAUAUGAUGAACUAAACCAUGAAAGACUUUUAUUUUCAUAUUUAUACACUGUUAUUAAAAAAAAAACAAAAAACAAGGAUUUCAGCUUUACCAUCGGGUGCCUUCACCUGCCCCUCUCCCUGCUCUCCUCUCUCCACUUGUGGCUGACUGAUAGUUUGUACUGCUAUAGCGACAUGUCAAAGAUACAGCGGUUUAUAAUUUUAUCUGUGACUCUUUGGUUCCCCUUUGUUGCUGAGCUCACAAGUUGACAGAUCUGAGUUCAUGGUGAGGAGGUGAAAGUGUGAGUAGUUUGUGGGGAGGGGCAGUUUGCACACUCUGCUGUGAAAGAAGAGAGGCAGGGUGGAUAUCAUUCACCUUAUCAGCCAAAAUGAGAGGAACACAUCAGGCGACAGGAUAUCAUUCAGUCUGGAUUAUCAUAUUUUUUAGAUUCAUCGCCCAGCUCUACUGUCCAGUGCAUUGUUAGUUAUGGAACUAAAGGAUAACAGCAAUAAGAAAAAUUUGAAAGUAAUCAAUAAAGACCUGCUGAAGAGGCACAAACUCUGAGGUUGUUUUUGAUUCACAAUACAUUUUUUGGCAUCAGUUUCAAAGAUGUCCGCUCAUCUGUCAGAGGCUGGCUACAGCUAGCUAGCUAGCUGCAGUGCCACAUCUUUUUCUUUUCUCAGUUUUGCGGCAGGUGGCAACCGAUAUGAUGAAACACAUGUCCAGUGCCCGACCAUGCACCAAUUGGCAUAGGCCUGUUACUAGCUUAAGGUAUACCAGGGUGUUAAAAAAAGUCACAUUUACAAGCCAAUAAUAUUUCCCAUCAUGCCAGAACUACAGUAUGAGCUUCACUCCAUGUGAGCCUUCACCGUUUAUUUGUAUAAGGUCAGUGUUCAUACUGUGAGGUCAUGUAUUAGCAAGCAGGCUAGCUAGGAUGAGCUUGCAUUUAACAUAAGUCCGUUUGUUUUUUGUAGCGAUGGCCAGCACUGAGGCCAGUAUAUUUUUAGGACACUCAGAGGAUUGUUUAAGUUUCUCAUUAGCUGCUCUGGCCUCUGAUGGCGUUUUAAAUACUUUCCAAUAUUUUGCUGUACGAAAAUGUAUUUUAAAAAAUAUUUAAAAAAUCAGACAGAUCAGUGGAAGACAUUAAUAGUCAAAGGUUUUAGUUCUUGGUGGUGGUUUUCAGCAACUGCACAGCUGUUGGGAAGCUUCAUAAUGGUCUCAGAUUACCAAGAUAUUUCCACCUUUUUUACCACAGUUACCCAUCAGGUGACCUCUGGACUUCUAAAGAAGGGUGAUGUUGAUCAUUGAGUAGAGUCAAAAACAAAUUGCACUCAGUGUUCACGUGCAGGUAUUAAUGUCAGGGAUGGGCUUUUUUAGGUAACUCAGACUCAGACUUUUUACAACAAUUAGAUAGGUUUGCUUAUAAAGGCUCAUUCCUGAUUCAAGUGUAGCUUAACUCUGAUUCAGUCCCGUUUGAGUCUAUGAAACAAAAAUCUAGGAGAUCUCAUUUUAACAGAUCACUCAGCUUGGCUAUAUACUGGUGGUAUGCUUACCUGACCAACUCUAUAUUUGCACAAGAUAAGAGAAACCUUUAUGUGUCCCACAGUGGAGAACUUUGCAGUGUUACAGCAGCAAAGGGAUCAGCACAGUAGACAUAGAGUAAUACUUACGCUCACAGUGUACAGAUAAUUAAAAAAAAGUUGACAAAAAAACAAACAAAAACAUGCAUGAUUGCAUGAUUACAGAAUGACUUUUGCCCCUACACAGUUUAUUAUCGAUAUCUGAUAGAAUCUACUCUGAGUGGAUUUAGCUUUACAAAUGUAUAGGUGCAUAAAACCUGCUUUCUUUCUAACAGCUAACAGGGGCCGACUCCACUGGUCAUCUUUGACACAAAUCUCUUUCUAACUUGACUUAUAACCUGAGUUUAUGCUCAUAGUCUGUAGAGUCAAGAGGGCAUGGAUCAGUUGCCGGUCUCUGACUGUAACAUGGUUGGUCAUAGUGUCCCUAUGGUUUGUAGCUCAGACCCCGUCAGGUGUCUGACAUACAUAUCUACAAAUGUUCUCGGUAUUCUGUGUGUUAUUUGAAAGUUAAAUGGAUUGUUCAGGGAUAAAAGAAACAGUUUUUCCUAGAGUCCAAGAAACAGUUAAAGCUGUUUUUUUUUUGUUUCAGUGAGAGACCCCCUCCACUCUUUUUAAUCUCUUCUCCACAUUUUCUUCCAGCAUGUGUCAUUGGGGUCCAGCCGGGCUGACAAGGCCACCAGCCAGUCCAGCCGCUCGUUGGGAGCCCGGUGCAGGAACUCAAUUGCCUCCUGCUCAGACGAGCAGCCGCACAUCGGCAACUACCGCCUGCUCAAGACCAUCGGCAAGGGGAACUUCGCCAAGGUCAAGCUGGCCCGCCACAUCCUGACGGGCAGGGAGGUGAGACACAGGGCAGCAGAAGUCUGAGGGUGGGGGGCAAGGGUAAGGGGGUGGAUGAGUAGAUGAUGGAGAUGUAAGAAAAGUGCAGGAAGGUAAUUAUUGUUGCUAGUGUCUAAAGAUAGGAAUAAAUGCACUCUGCAUGAUUCAGUUUUUCAUAAUUUUUCGUCAAAUCUUCUGAAAAUUCAAUUUUAGCCUCAUGUAGACAUCACUUUUGACUCUCUAGGGAUGUACACUUCUCAGCAUGUUGGUUGAUUGACCAACUAAUGACCCCAACCGCAUUUCUAAAAAAGAGACAUCCUUUAUACCAUAUAUUUUGUUGAAAAACAGUACAAAGUCAACAUGUCAAUCUGAAAAAUGUUGUUGAACAAAAAUAUGCUCAAUUAGGUUCCAGCUAGGGAUGUGCCGAUAUACGAUUUAAUUGCGAUAUGCGAUAUCAAACGGCCGCGAUGAUGAAAUCGUAAGGUACAGUAAUAAACAUUCCACAAUUAUAAUUUCAGCGGAGGCGAGCAAAGCCGAGUACUUACCAACCUAACCCGCUUGUAGUCUUACCCAAGGUGUCAAAGCCUCGUAGCAAAAUGUACAAACAAACCACCGCAAAAGUAGUCCAAAAUCCAAAAAAUGCCAGCCUAACAAAAACGGGAACAUUAAAAGAGAAAAUGAAGAAAUUAUACAACAGAAUGCGUGGCCACCCACAAUGCAUUGCAGCCACCCAAAGCACUGUUGGAGCGUGUCCACAAUGCAUUGGAUCGAUCAUGACAACAUGUCAAAUGGAGCAGCAAACUUUCGUUCUGUUUUUAUGUGUCCCAAAAAUGCUCAUAGAGUGGUGUGCUUGGGAACAUAAACUGUACAGUAAGCUGUCAAGGUAGAGAACAUUAUAUUUUCAGGACAGUAAAUAUUCCGAAUCAGAGGACUAUUGUUUUCGGCUUAUCUGAAUAGUCUGAAUGAAAUCAUUAGAGGCACACGCUUUAGAAUCCACCCAAUAGUAAGGAAAACUUGGAUUAUUUCGCCUUGUUAUGUACUUUCAACCACGCUCCCGUCAGGGGUGCAUUCAAUGGCAGGGGUGCAUUCAACAGCAUAACACCGGACCAAGAACAGUCGGAGACUGAGAAUGACGAAACGCCUCGGCUGUAUCCUCCUAUUAAAAAGGUUUUGUCGGCAGUCUGGACGUUUUAUGGCUUCACGAAACAGACGGAGCAGGUAAACCUGACACCAAUCUGCAGGUUAUGCCGUAAGGAAGUUGUAGCGCCGUUGUCUAACACUUCAAACGUACGUGAACACCAUCCAGCACUGUUGGCCCAAAUCAAGGUAAAAACAACAUGACCGCAACAAGUUUGGUCUACUCUACUGCUUAUUAUUGACAACGUUAGUGACAUUUCUGCUAACUUUAGCUCCGAAAAGCUAAUGCUCCCAACAUCACGUUAGCUGCCUCUUGCUCAUAUUAUUUGUGCGUGUCAUGCUGUGCACAGAGAAGUGAUUUCACCUUUUUUUUGCCAUUUUUAAUAACGUUAAAAGCAAUGCGCUAAUAUCAUGAUAAUAUCGUAAAUCGUGAUAUUUUGGGCCACCGAUAUUGUGUUAUCAAAUUUUUCAUAUCGGCACAUGCCUAGUUCCAGUAACAUGUUUCAAAACAGUUGUGACAGGGGCAACAAAAAAAAAAAAAUCACCUACAACUAAUGAGGAUAAUUUGCAACAGGUUAUAUGGUAAUAUGACAGAGUAUAAAAGGACAUUCAGAGAGGCUGAGUCUCUUGAAAGGAAAGAUGGGAAGAGUUUCACCGCUCAGUAAGAGACUGUGAGCAAUUAGCUGAACAAUUUCCUGAGUGUCAAAUGUCAAAGAAUUAGUAAACUGUAUCAUCAACAGUACAAACUAUCAUUAAAAGAUUCAGAGACCUGGAGACAUCUCUGUUUUCUGGCAGCACUGCAUUAAAAACAGGCUUGUCUCUGUAGUAGAAAUCACAACAUGGCCUCAAAGUCCCAUUCAAACACCGCUGUAUGUUAACAGAGUGGUGCUGUAUCCACAAAUACAGGUUCAAACUGAACCAUGCACAAAGGAAACCAGAUAUAAACAUAAUCCAGAUCACUGAUGACUCCUCUGAGUCUGAGCCCAUAUAGGCUGGACCGAGGUGAGCUCUACUGGAGUUCCAGGAAUCGAGAUCUGACACUCUUUUUGGAAAUAAUGGAUCCUUGUCCUCCCCUUUAUAGAGGAGAGGAACCACCCAGUUGGUUACCAGCUCCUACUCCAAAUCCAGCAUCCCUGAUGGUAUGUGGGUCAUCAGAGUCCAUGCCAUAGGUAUCUUCCACAUCUGUGAAGGCCCCAUGAAUGCUUAACAAUAUCCACAGGUUUAGGAGCAACAUCUGCUGCCAUCCUGACACUAGGGAAGACCUUCAUAUUUCAGCAAGACAAUGACAAACCACAUUCUGACAACAGGGAUUACAACAGCAUGGCUCUGAAGGAGAAGAGUCCUGCUGAGAAACUGGUUUCUCUGCAGUCACACACUGAAACAUUUAAGGCACCAUGAAAUAAAAAUUAUGACAAAGGAGACCCUGAAAUUUUGAGCAGCUGAAGUCCUGUUUCAUGGACAACAUUUCACUUUUCAGACUCCAGAAACUGAUUUUCAUAAUCAUAGUAAACUGUGUCAGAGAAAUAAUAGAGUCAGAUAUUCAUAGGUCUUUUAAUAAUCGUCCUUUAAUAACCUGUCAGAUCAGUCGGAAACCAUGAAGAACUACAUGCAGAAUUAAAGGCUACCUUAUUGAUCGUCCAGUAUGAAUACUUACUGUCUUCUCAAUGGACCUCUACAAUUUAUAAAUUCCUAAUGACUCUGUGAAAAGAGUGGCCGGUGAAGAAAAGAGAAAUUGCAUGACUUGCAAUGCCAAAAUUUGUAACUUCAAACAGCUUGGUGCACGAUGGGAACAGGAUUUUUAAGAGCAAAAUGGAUUUUGUUGAGAGACUGAUUUAAAACAUAAAUUGUGGAAUAUACAGUGAAUAUUAAGCUCAAUAAAAAUAGACAAGGGCUUUAAAAACAAUCUGUUUUUAAAUAUUGAUUAUGUCAGUAGUUUCAGCAGUUCACUGUCAUUAAUCGUAGUUUUAGUUGGCCAUUUUAAUGUACUUUUAAGUCCAUAAAAUCAAUGUCAAAGUUACUGGUGCUUGAAAGUGGUUACUGAAAUGCUGAAAUGGACUUUAUGGUCUUUUUAGAUUUAUUAAUCAAAGAGAUGCUGCAUUGCUGAACUAGCAUGGUCUGAAAUCAUACCUUGGAGUCAGAAGACAGCUAAUUCAUACAGGCUGUGAAUGCCUGACACUCAGCUGCACCUGUAUGCUUAGCUGCUCAUUCUGUUUUUUCAAACUCAAAGUACUUAUGUGAUAUUUUAAUGAUGUUUGACACAAAGUGCUGAUUACCUUUGACCUUUUAUCUGAGAUAUGUAGUGUUUUUUAGAGUAAAAUGUAAGUUUCCUAAGCACAGUAGUUUCAUCUUCUGUAAUUACUGUUACAGUAAGAGCAGAGGCUUCAAGAUGCACUCCGAUCGAUUUUUUUGCACUACUUAAAGUGUUCUCAGUGGUCUUUAAACUGUGAUUAUGAAGUUUUUGGCCAAAAUCGCUUUACCUGUGUCAUUUUCAAAGGCUUUUUUUCUGCAGAGCUCUUGUAGAUCAUUUGCAAUUCACCUCUUAGUCGUGGGCGGAGACAGCACUGCUCUGCACACUGCUCUUCAUGCUAGAUUGCAGCCCAACAUUGCUGGUGUAGUAGAAGCAACAGGUAACAUAGGAGCUAUUCAGCUCUCUGAUACUAAUAUCUUUCAGGACACAAUGAAAGCUAAUAUCAUAAUUAGCUUUCUUACAAGCAUUGCAAUCCGCUAACGCACUCACUUGUUCCGCGAUCGUCUACUGUACUACUGCCCCAACUACACGAAUGUGGAUAUAUUUCAAACCGCACAUAUUUAUGUCCGACUAGGCCUCCCUACCACACCAAAACGGGAGUUUGGAGCACUCAAACCAGAUAAAUCUGAAUCCGAAAAAACAAGUGAAGAAAUAAAGAAUAUCCGUAUAAGUGGAUUCGUGUGGUUGAACUUUUAUGGAUCGAUGACGUCAAACCGCAGCUCGUGCAUUCGAAUUAAAAAGAAAAACCACAACAACGAUGGCGGACAUACAGGGUAUUCUUUACGUUUGUUUUGCUCUUUUGGGGCUAAUUUCAGCCUUGCAAGUGAACCUUGUGUUAUACAAUUACAACCACCAGUAAGCCAGCUCACAGAGGCGUCUGCUUUGUUAUCGCCGCCACACUGUCACAUGGACCCAACGCACUAGAGUAGCUUCCGCAAACAAUGCAUGACACUUCAUGCUGUUACGAUUCAUUGGCCAAUCAGGUAGCUUUGUUCCUGAAUUUUUUUUAAGGGCACCAGAUUGGAUUGAGUUUGACGGCUAUGGUGGACGCAGAUAUUUUUGAGAACAAACACGUGUGGACAGAUACAUUUAUUUAGACGGGAGUACAAAAAUAUCCUGAUAAAUAAAUAUCUAUAUACGUGUAGUCCAGGCCUUAGUCUGGCCUGCAUUGCUGGGCUCUGGAGGCGGAGCUUGGAUUUGUGAUGUAGGAAAUCUCACUGAAUCUGAGUCUGCUGUUUGGGUCUGUCAGAGAUUCACAGUGAUUUGAAUGCAGAAAUACUCAGAAAUGCAAUUUCAUAUUUUUCUCAUGAUAUGUCCUAUAGCAUCAGAAAUAUGCCAUAUGAACAUGUAGACAACAAGAAAAACAUGAUUUCAUCGGAGUGGGUCUCUAAAGGCACAGUGUAUAGAAAUAUAGUUAAGGUUUCUAAGCAUCAUGUAUGAUGGCUGUAAUUAUAUGAAAGGAAAAGUGCUGAUGGAUUAUUUCACUGUCUUCUUUCUCUUCCAGGUUGCAAUAAAAAUCAUUGACAAAACUCAGUUGAACCCAACCAGCCUACAAAAGGUGAGUUUGACCUUUUUGAUUCUGGUAGACCGUCUAUUGAUAAUUGGUUUAAAUGCAGUGAUUUCAUUGUGUGCUUCACAGUCAAACAUUAGUGUGCUUCAUGAACAGAGGCUGGCAGUAUAGAUGUGAAUGAUUCAGUCAACAAAGUACUCCUGUGUAGUUGUAGACUUGGAAAGGUUCAGGUUCAUCCUCAGAGAAGUAUAGAGAGAGAGAGAGAGAGAGAGAGAGGGAGCUGGUGGGAUGUGAUGCUGUUUGGCAGGUGCUGCAGACUGGAUGGGCGAGAGAGGAGACCUCUGCUCCACAGAUCAUCUCUCGCCUCUCUCUGAGUUAAUCUCCGCCCUGAGAGGGGGAUGACUCAUCUCAGAAACAGCGGCCUAACCAACCCAUCGUCCUGUCUGUGUUUGUCUUCUUAAUUCGUCUUUCCUGAACACACAAGGCUGUGGAUUUCAGGUGAAAAACUCUGUGAUUUCAUUGCUGUUUGGUGGUCAGUGGUUUUUUGGUUUGGGGCCUAAAGGGAAAUUCAGACUUCUCUUGAUGGUUUGCUCAUUUACUGCUUGUAAAGAUGGACUGCGUCUCCCUUUCUUGUAAAGUAAUGAAGUGAAGCCAAGUAGGGGUGGGAGAUAUGAUCUUAAAUUUAUAAACUCCAUUUUUUGUUCAUGCUUUUGGGGCACCAGUGACAGACUUAAAAUUAUAAAAUGCCCCGAAAAUAGGCAUGUAAACACAUGUUCAUUACCUACGAUACCCCUGUCCUCCCACUUAAAGAAGCCUGAGAUGUGAUACUUUACUUUUGUUUUCAUCUACAAAUUAUUGUUGAUUGUUUUUCCACUAAAACUGUUUGAUAAAACCAACAAAUAAGGGACACAACUGCUGAACUUAAAUGAACAUUUUAUUAAAUUAAUGUGGGCAGAAACAUUUUAGGGUUAGUAAAAUAUUUUCACAAGAGACUCUUGGAUUUCUGUGGAUCUAUGUGUCGUCAUUAAAAUAUAAAUAGAUACAAGAUUUAAAGUAAAAAAAUGUAUGACUUCAUUAUUCCCUGUCAUUAAUGUUAUCUUAGCCAGCAGAUGCUCUAGAUGGAUUUUAAUGAAUUCUCAGACAUAAACAAGAUAAUAAACACUUGAGUCCACUAUAAAUGUAUCUGUAUUUUUAAAUAUAGACAUUCAGUCAUGUGUCUGCUGUCUGUUCGUGACACUUCCAAAUACUUCCAUAUAGUUGGCACAGGUAAGCAGUAAUUGCAUGCUCACAUGUAAAGCCUCACUUUUUUCUGCUGAUGAUCAGGGAUAGGGAUAGAUAACCGGGUCCAUGCAUGCACAUUAAUAGACUGUCUAGAACAGCGUUUGAGCAGCAAGUAGUUAUAAAAGUACAGAAAAAGAAUCACAAUGGUCAGAUGGGAGGAUGGCCUAAUAUGCGAGGAGGUCCACAGUGUGGCUACAUGGUCAUAUCUGCUCUACAUAUCUUUGGCUGUCAGCAGCUUGAAACAUUUCAGUCAACUCCAGCUGCUGCUGCUGUGGGGCUGUCAACCUCCUCUUCACCCAAAGCAGCCGGGCUAAACACAGCCAGACUUUAGAAUGAGUCCUUUAAGUUUAUAAUCAUUAUCAACAGAAUGAAAGUGAACAAGCAAACUAAUCAAGGUGACAGACAAUUACACUGUGAGGUGCUCAAGGUUUGGUCGGUAAAACGAUAAUUAGGUGAAAGUGUAUAAUACGUUGUAAUGAUGUGUUUAAGUGUCAGGUCCAGAAAAAGAAAAAUAGUUUCUCUCUUUUUAAAAAAAAAAAAAAAAAUCAGUAUAAAUAUGAAAGUUUUAAGGAAAAUAGUGUAGCAAAAACUCAACAGUGUUGUCAAUAAGGACUGAAAUCAUUAAGGAGUCUCAUUAAUUGUAUCAGUACUGAUAAAAAUGAACAAUCCCCAUCCCUAAGUAUGAUUGUAGCUGCAGAAACAAUUACUGGCCAAAAUUGUCUGAUACUGUGCUGAUAAUAUAGUGCAUCUGUAAUAACUACAUCGGUUCAUGGUUGAUUUUAGAGCAUGGCCGUUAUUAUGUCAGAAGUAACACUGAACUGCAUUAUUCUUUACUGGCAGCAGAGAAAAUAUACGCCAUGUUGCUAAUGGCCUUGUUUGGUACAGAAGGUCAUAAUGAGGCAUUGGUGUCAAUUUCAGUUUGUUUCUCAGCCAGUAAAAACUCCUAACAGCGCCUUUAGGAAAUGAACUCUUGAGCUGAAAUUUACAUAAAUACUAGAAAAAUGAUGGACAUCAUCUUUGAGAAAAAAUCCUUUGACAUGUAUUUGGGUUUUGAAUUUGCGCCAUGUCCCAUCUGUUACCAUGGCGAAGGCAGAGUGCAUGACUUAUUCUGCAGCCAGUCAGUAGGGGGAGCUCUACAUGCUUUAGCUGUUGAUAUACUGGAGCUGAAAUCAUAACAUCUGGAUAUCAUACAUGGCUAAAAGGCAGUCCAUUUGAUCUCAGCCUUUGUGCUUCUCUCUUGUCUCCGCACAUCAACCAAAAGCUUUUCUACUUGGCUCUUCUGUUGAAUGUGAUUUUUGAAGCUGGAUCAGUGAGGAAAAAAAUCGGCACAGUAGAGCAAAAGAGUCAAAAGGAUGCUAACAAGCAUUCAGUCAAGCCAUAUUUUCCCAGAAUGCUCCUCACAUGCACAUGUAGGCCAAAGUGUCUCCCUCAUUUUGCUGUAAUUCUUUGUGCUCCUCCCUCCUCUUCUCUCUUUGUACCUCCCUUGGCCUGCAUUAGCUCCUCUGCCUUUGGGCAAGAAGUGAGCAGAGCAGAAGGAUCAAAUCAGGGAUGAAAUAAUUGCUCUUUAUGUGGUGUUUGUGCCUUUUAGUUUGGCUGGGAGAUGUCUGCAUAUCUUCAUACAUAAGAUGGGAAGACCAGUGUUUCUUCACAGUUUCUAUUGUUGUGAAUAUCUUAUGUAGAAGUUAAAAAAACAGAACUGGCGGACAUCCACCCCCCCACACCAAGUUCGGCAUUAAAAUUUUUGUUAUAGAUGUUGUCAAUCUGUCUGGUCUCAUUUUGCUUUUGUUUAUCAUAAAAAGGCAUCAAUUUGAAUUUUAGUCUGUUGCUCUUGUCAAACCUUCACAGGAGCUUUAAUAAUGAGGCUUUUUUGGAAAAAGCCAGAAGUACAGAGGAGUACUAUGGUUGCUCUUUCAGGCAUGUGUCCCUCACAGCCUUGGGACUUCCCCUUUGGACGAGUAGGGUGUUUGACAUAGAUGGAGAUGAGUCUUGAGAGACAGGAUAUGAUAUUAAAAGCACUCAGUGAAAGCUACAGUGUAAUGUUCACAACACACUGACAAAUGAUGCAACAAAGACCUGUUUCUGACACAGAUGUGCAUUUUAGAGUUGAGUGGGAUUAACUCCUUGGUCCUAUGAAGUUCGAAUGUUGACUAACCAACUCUUCUAAUGGGUUGGACAUACUCUAUUCAAUAAGAAAACACUGACACAGUCAAAAUUGAGCCCGAUAACGGCCAAUCCCAAUUGUCACUCUUACGUGUUCUGUGAACACGCCCCUAACGGGCAAAACCCACAGGAUCCAGAAUGGCUCCGGUCUGCUCCAGCAUGGCAGGCGGAUCAAAUACGCAAGCAUUACAAUCAAUGUGUGUGAUUAUGCAGAAUCCAUCCACCGCUCCGCUGCCGAUUGGCUCCAGUGGCCGUAUCAGAUACGCAAGGCUUCUAUUUUUGCCGGAUGCCAGAGCACGGUGCAUCAAUUCAGUGCAGCGCAGCAGGGGAGGUUGUAUGCGAUUACAGAGUGAAAUAUCUGGUUAACUUUCAAAAUAAAAUAGUCAAUACAUUGAACUGUUCUUAAUUUGAUAAUAGGAGAGGCCAGUGUUGUGGGAUUUGGGUGAUUAUAUACACCACCGUUUAUAUACACUGAUCGGCGAAUCACAUUCUAUGACUCCCGGGGAAACACGCAAGAUCUCGUCCAGUCUCGCAAUAAAUAUUGGUAAUCUCGCGAGCGUUUCUCUUCUGAUUCAAAUCCCGUGGGCGCUGUAUGCUUGUGUAUCUGAUCCACCUGCCGGAGCAGAGCUGUUCCGGAUCCAGUGGGAUUCCCGGGUAAGGACGAGACACCACUCGAUUUCUGCUAAGCCAUCAUGCCUUGCCGUUUGCAGUAAAGUUGUCACCUCAGUCUUACAUCAGUGUAGCUAUCAAUAACUAUAGCUUUGUUAGCUGGCUUGUUAUAAUGCGUGAUUUCAAAUUUUAAAACAGCUAAUAUUUACAUGAAGUAGUAAAGGCUUGAAUGUCUGCUAAAAAAAAGUGUGAUUACUAUGAAAAUUAUCUCAAAAUCUAAGCCCUUUGCUUUCAAGUGAGGUCCCAGUUUGUCUUCGUUUUAAGGGCUGUGUACACCUUGCCCUUAGCCCUUCCCCUUAACCUUAUGAAGAAUUGGGACACCCUCUCGCUUGACGUGAACACGCAAAACCGAAGGCUAAGGGGUAAGACAAGGGCUAAGGGGUACAAUUGGGAUUGGCCCUUAUUUACAGCUAACACAGGAUCAUAGAAUCUGCAGGUAAAUUGGUUUGCAGAGCGAGUACCUCCAGCUUUCAGCUGUCCCUAUGCUUGUGCUCUGAUUAAGUCAUUGCAUGUCAGUUUAUCCAGACAGCCUAUGUACAACUUUACAGGGACAGCUGUGGCCGAGCAGCACAGAAGGUCGUCUCUAAAUUGGUAAAUCCUGGGGUUCAGCCCAGGUCCCACCGUCCACAACUGUUCCUAGCCAAGACACUUGAUCCCAAACUGUAGGCUGUGCCCAACCCUGUGUGAAUGGGAUUAGUUAACACUGAUGGCAUACAUAGCAGCUUCAGUCAUUGGUGUGUGAAUGUGUUGUGAAUGGGUGAAUUUGACAUGUAAUGUGACACGUAAAAGCACUUUGAGUGACUGUGACCAGGCGACAUAAAUACAGUCUAUUUACCACUUAUCUCCAUUUUCUGGAUGUAAACCACACAGCGCCAUCAGAUUCUAUGUGCGAUCUGUGCUUGUUUAGAUCCAGGUAGUAGAGCAUAUUGAGAGUGGACAUUACCUAAAGUUGCAGCUCCAGCUUGGGGCAGAUGCUGCAGCUUUAGCCACACAUUUAACAAUCAUAAAAGAAACAGUAAUAACUCGUCUAAACUACCUAGUUAUCCUUGUGCAGUUGUAGUUCUUGUUUAUUGUCAUUUUCCCGUCAUGUUCCUCCCCUGUCACAGAAACAUCAUCACCCCAACUUUCUGGCUCAGUUUUGUCAAAAUUUUAUAAAGGUGCUGGCAGGGAAAGUUCUGAAUGAAGUUAAAACAAAAUGUUGGCUUUUUGCAUUUGACAUGCAACUCACCCCAACAAUUUUAAGAACAUUUGAUGCUAGUUUGUGCAAAUUACUCAGAAUGUUUACAUGCACAGUGAAGUCAUGAGAAGUACUAGGUGAAAAUGGAACUAUUGACAGAGGCAUGUCUACCUCUGCUACGGCAGGUGGAAAUACCCCUCCUUUUCAGCUUGUUUCUUACGAGUAAUCUUCAAUAGGAAGAGUCAGCAGGAGGCCAACAGAAAGAACAUCCAACGAUGAAAACUUUUGUUCUCUGCUCAAAUUUAAAGCAUUUGUGUGAUCCAUCUUUUGGCUCAAAGUCCAGUGUACGAACAGUGGCGCAUGCACACAACACUUAUCCAAGUUUGUUAGUCUGACUAUGAGAAGUUCGAUUUAGUGCAACUUCAUUCAGAUUAACAUAUUUACAUGUUUAUAAAAAAUCCAGUUUCACCCACAUUAUUACAAUAAAUUGAUUAUUUUUGAACAAGAUGUAAAGAGACUGACUGUCAGUUUGUACUUAAUACUACACCUGAUCACCUUUACCUCUUUAAGGGUUUCUCUAAAGCUGAUGUGAGAAGACGGAAACUAUUACUUACAAUUUUAACUUAAAAAGUCAUAGUCAUAUAUUUUUAAGCCUUUAACCAAUGCAGCCAAAGUUGGAGUUGCAGAAAAUGACUUGGAUCAUAACAAUAAAAUACAAUCCUCAUGUUUUGACAUGACUAAUAAAGCUGUAAAUAAGAAGGCUUUGUAAAGCCAGAUUUAUGAUCAAGCUGCUGUUUUGGUUUGCAUUAGAUCGCUCAGGUGGUGUUAAGGGUAUGAAAAUAGGCACGUAUCUUUGUGUAAAUCAAAUGUUUACAUCUUUCGUGUUGCCACAGUGCUGUUUUUUUUCGCAGACACAAUCAGAAAACAAGCCCUGAAGUUGGUGAAUCAGCUCGUAGCCCUGCUUUCAUUUUGCAAGGGGAUGCAGCCAACCAACCAAAACUGUAAUGCCUGAAAUUCAUCAGACCGGACAAUAGCAGCUGAUCAGACUUUGAUCAGCUCUGGUGACCGCUGGUACACCCACUGCAUGACAAAUGAUGUGUGAUCAGGCUGAAAUUUGGCCCACUAUAGAAGCCUUUUGUAUGAUCGUCCUGGGAUAGUAUAUGACAGGCCCAAAAGUUUAUAACUGACCAUUUUGAAACCGUGUAGCUUCUAAUCAAAUGGUCAGUGUCAACAUGAAAUGUGUUGCAGAUGGUCUGUUUUCACCAGAUCCUAGAUCCUCAUGUCUGGCAGUGGCCUUGUGCCUGACUAGGUGGAGUUACCAUUCUGGCAUUUUCCCAAAACACCAGAUUACCGGCGAGCCCGUCCAACUGCAGCUCAAUCAGCUCAGUUUCAGUCACCAGAGACAAAAAAGAUCCAGUGAAAACGAGUAUUUCAGUGUUGCAGAACAAAGCAGAUAUAUGAGCCUGUGAGAGUGAAUGCAUGCACUGGAGGGCCACAUGCAUCUCAUGCAGCACAGUGACAGGAAUGACCUUGUGUUGUUGCAGUAUUAUCAAGGCUUAAAAUGCAGCUCGUCAUUGUUGUCUCUCUUGUAGCCGUCUGUGCUUCCAGUGAUCAGUGGUUUCCUGUAAUCCUGGUAUUUUGGCUCAUAGCAUGUCUGCUGCUUAUAUCAUAACAGACAGAAAGCAGACCUGUUUCUGUCCCUCACCUGGUUGGACUAUGAGCUUCUUAGCAGGAAGAGCUGUAACAUCAGUUUGUGCUUCACACAGUCUUAAAGCGAAGUGCAUUUCUUGGUCUGCUGUAAAAACAAUAUUUGAUCACUGAGGAGGACAGCGAUAAGGAGAGGGGAGCAGGAUUGGACUCUGAUUGGAGAGAAUACUCCACAGUUGGCCAGUGAUGAUAGCGGGCUUCUUUACAUACCCGCAGGCUAGAAAAUCCUGAGUGCUGAAGACAUGAAAGAGUCUAUAUUAGCAUAAUCUGGAUAGUAAUGUAUGUUAGAGGGGGGAGGGAAGUGUAUUGUAUAGGGUGGGUAUAAGGGGGGCAUUUCAGCCAUAACAACUAUCAAACUUAAGCUCUGAAUAGCCUUGCAUACCUAACCGACAUUUACCAGCAAUAAAACACUAAAACACUGUUCCAACCAAUUCAAUACAUUCAUUACAGGUUAUUUGAUUAUUGACAUGAUAAUGCACUUGGAGGCAGCGCGUCAGUGCAAACCUGCUGAACUCAGAAGGAGAGAAAAAGGUAGAUCCCUGUAUAUAAUGCUGAGGCUACCAGUGUUUACAGACAUGCAGGGUUAUGUAGCUGUCUAACCAUUUUAUAAUAUGACUUACUGUAUUAUCCUGUGGAUGGUGGAGAAGAGAAGUUUGUUUUUGUCAUUGUUAAAGCAUUUAUCUCCACAAUCAGCACUCCUGUCCCAGUGUUUUCUUUGUGCCCCUGUGCACAGGUGUGUCCAAACUUUCUUGAUGAGGGUGGUACUGACAUACAGGUGCCCAGGGUGUGUGGGUACAUAGAUUACUAGCACACACCCUUUCUGCAUUCACAGUGUACUCUGAAAAAAGAGGCUGUAGAGAUAUGAUAUUCUAGUCUAUAUUUUGUUAUAAUAUGAUAAGUAAAUGUGCAUUUGCCUUUCUGAUGUUAAAUUAUUUAUAUGGGCAUAGUUAGAAAAGACAAGAUGAUCUAUGUUAUCCUCACAACAGGUGAAUUUGUAGUGUUACAGCAGUAAAGGUAAAAACACAUAAAUGAAAAACGAAACUGCUAAGCAGGUUUUAUUUCCGAUCAGAGUACUUGAUUAAUUUCCAGAAUAAUCCUAAAAUGACUGGAUUACUUAAAUCAUCAAUUACUGCAGCCCUAGCUAAACAUAAUUUUCGCUCUUCGAUUAUCUAAAUACUUUAUUUUGGGGCUGAUGGAGGGACAACAUUGGAGGGUGAUUGUUGUGACAGCUUUUCUCAUAAGUGAUCCUAAAGGCACAAAUGUAUAUCUUGGUCUAAGCAAAGACAGAGUUUCAGCAUAUUGUAUUUUUCAGACUAAAAUCCCAAACAGGGAGCACUUGAGGUUGUGUAAUGUUGAUGAGAGGGUUCAGAGACAUCAUGAAGGGUUUUAAAUCAAAUGAUACCUAAACAGUUUUUUUUUUUUUUAAUUUGAAAACUAUAUUGUAGAUGAUUUUAAGUUUUCUUGUUGUUCAUUUGUUUUCAAAAGCAGCUGACAAUUGUAUCAGUUUUUAGAAAUAGCUGCUAAAAGGCAUCAGGGGUUAAAAUUGCCUUUGCUUUGAUAAAGGGGGGUCUUGUGUUUCCUAAAGGAGAUAACAAAGGAAGCGACAGGGCUUCUUCCCUCGUCCUCUCAAGAGUUUAAACAGCUUGUAUCAUGGCUUAGUGUAUGUAAUAGUCCCAGUUUGUUUUUCUGGGUGAGGAUCCUAAAAGGAUGGUCUGACUCCGGUCCAGGAGUGAGCUCUCUUUCCACAGAUGUUGUGCGUCCAUCAGCUUUGCUGCAGGAUUACUAUUUAUUCACUACCGAUGACCCCGGUGUGGGGAUUGUUUGUUGUUUUGACGGAUCUGACCGCUCAGCCCUGGCUGUGAGGGAAUUAACAGGGAUGCCUGCGUGAUGAGAUGCUCCAGCUGCACUACGUAUCCCAAGAUCCCCCUCUGGCACAGCUGGAGAAGCUGGGAAAAGAGCCUGGUCUUAAUACCUGGGUCGCUAUGGUAACAGUGACGUUGGGGCACAGCUAGAGGAGCAGGCGGUGAGAAGGAAAUGAAUGAAGGCGGAGACACACGUCGGAGGCAAAAAGAGAGGGGGAGGAUGGAGGAAAGAGGACAGAAAAUCUCUCUCUCUCCAUCUUUUUUUAGCGGUCUGAGUUGACUGUGAGGAAAGAGUGUCCGGUUUUCAGAAGCAGACCUUUUUUUUUUUUAGAGUGUUUGAAUGUUAUAAACAUGAAACCAGGGGAUCUGGCUCAGAUUUAAUCCCCUGCUCUGCUCUGACAAAGUGUACAAAUAUAUCUCUAGAGGGUCAUACGCAGAGAGUAGUCGGGCACAGGGAGGAAGUUGGUCUGUUUUUGGCCCAACACAUUUGUGUGGGGGACAUUUGGUAGUGUUUUUUUCUUAUUGCAAGCUUUUUUUACUGGGUUUUAUCCUUCACAGAUUCUCCUUUUGGUCAAUAAAAUGUAAUUCAAUAUUUCAAUAUAAUUCAGAUUUUAUGACACAAGUGUGAAUUUGUCUGCUUGUAUUUCUCUUCCCUGAACUCACUGUAUAAAUGCUGUUAAGAUUAUGCAAUCAACAACUUAGCAGAAAUACAUCAAAUGUAGCUUUCACUCCAAGACAUGAAGUCUUCAGAAACAAAUGGUCGAAAUUCCCAGCAUCGUGCGCUCCUAAUUUAACGUUUGAUCAAAGAUGUGCAAAGACAGGAAGGAUAAAUUAAAGUCUUAUUCAAUUAUGUUACCUCAGGAACACUCUCUGUCUUAUAGUGGGCGUGUCCUCUUAAUUUCCCAACAAAGAUGGUUAAAGUCCUACUAUGACCCUUUUUUUUCACCACUUAAAAUGUUGACAGUGGUCUUAAAAAUGUGAUUAUGACGUUUUUAGCCAAAAUCACGUUACCUGUGUCAUAUUCAAGGGCUUUUCUCUUGCAGAGCUCAAGUAGCUCAUUAGCAAUUUGCCUCUGAGUCGUGGACAGAGACAGCGCUGCUCUGCUCACUCCUCUCCACGCUUCUCUUCAUACUAGCUUGCAGCCUAACAUUGCCGGUGUAGUAGAAGUGGCAGGUAACAUAGGAGCUAUUCAGCUCUCGGACACUAAUGUCUUUCAGGACACAAUGAAAGCUAGUAUCAUAAUUAGCUUUCUUACAAGCAUUGCAAUCCACACUUUGGCUUUGUGGAUGGAGGUUGGAUUUGUGAUGUCGGAAAUCUCACUGUAUCUGAACCUGCCGUUUGGGUCUGUCAGAGAUUCAAAGCGAUUUGAAUACAGAAAUACUUAGAAAUGCAAUGUCGCACUUAUUUUUCUCAUGAUAUGUCCUGUAGCAUUAGAAAAAUGUCACAUGAGUAUGUAGACAACAAGAAAAACAUGAUUUUCAUUAGAGUGGGUCUUAAAGUCCUGAAAAACUGCAGAGGUGUUCGCUUCAUUGUUUCGUGUGUGCACAGACAGGUACGAGUUGAAAGUAUCACAGUAAGUGAAAGUAUCACAGUUUCAGAGUAUCACAGUGUUAGGAUCAUAGCUCUACACUAUGUUAUUCUGUCUGUCUUGUAUAGAAGUGUAUUUUAUUCAUCAUAAUUCACAUUAUACUUUGUUUUGGGUAAUUACUAGAUAAUUAUCUCAGAAUUUUAGAAAACCUUUUUAAGACACCUUUUCAACUGUCUGAAAUGUAAAGCAGGCUGACUUUGAAGUAUGAAGUAUGGCUCUUGUAGUGGAUUUAGUAUUGCAAGUUUAUGCUCUAGAUUUUUCUAAUACUUUUAGUGACUAGCUGAAUUUUCCUAAGAUCAGUAUGAAUGAUUUGGAUGUUAACCACCUGUGUCCCCCUCAGAGCUUGUCAGUGUUGGUGUGCAAAAUGUUCUCAUCAGCUCUUGUAGUGAUCCAAGUUGGAUCAGACGUUGUUAUUGAAUAUUUUUUGGCGUCUCUUAACUGUGCAGGCGUAGAUUUUUUUUCAUUGAUGCCAUUCCCAUGGCCUUGCACCUACAUGAUGUGCAUUAUUUAAUGAUAGCAAAGAGAAAGAUUUGAGGAUUCAUGAUACAUCUGUCUAACUGAGGAAACCACUUUAAUUUCUGCUCAUCUCACAUGAAGUCUGUAUGGGGGCAGUACAGCCUCAGAUUGCAGCCAAAUCUUUUUAUACCAGCUGGUUUUGAUUGAUGAUGGACUUAUUUUUCUUGGUCAAAACUGUGAAAAAAUGGAGAUUUAGGGAGUUAAAUCUUCCAUGAUUAGAAAAGUCUUUUUAAAUUCUAGGUGAAAAAAGGGGGCAUUGUCCAAAUGUUGGUGCAGUUGUUGUUUCAGCUGUUAAAAUUGUGACAUAGUUGUUGAAAGUGGAUUAAGGGUAUUAAAAAAAUAAGUCUAAACCUUCCAAACAUUUGUCUUUGUCUCUGUGCUGUUGAUUUUUAUGUAACUUAACUUGACAUAUUUUCAAUGGCUUUUUUUUUUUCAUUUGUAGCUACCUGUCUGUUUUUGUUUCAUGACAAGUCCUCAAUAAAUAGUAAAUUUACAGUUAUUUGAUUUUUAAGACCUAAAAAAUUGGUCAAAUGUCAGAAACAAGGCUAUAUCGUUCUCCAAGGAACUCUAUGUUCCUUGAAAUCUAAAUGUAUUUGAAAGGGUUGUCUUAUUCUUGAAGAACAGAUCCAGAAACUAAAGAAAAGAUUCAUUUUUGUCUAACAUCAUCAGGUCAUUUGAUUAUCUUGUUUUUUGUCUUUGCAGCUCUUUCGGGAGGUGAGAAUAAUGAAAGGCUUGAAUCACCCCAACAUUGGUAAGUCCAAAUCUCUGCAAUGGCUUUAUGUGGGGGAUAAUAAAGACGCCUUAAAAUAUAAACAUGUAAUGAUGUAAACAUGGAUGAGACAAUUGAUUGCUGCUCUGGUCUGGUUGCUGCACCGCUAGUUGUGGCUAAACUGCUCAUGCUACUUGUGCCGUCAGCAGUGACAGGCUGUACAGACUCUGCUCGCGUUUUCAUGCUUUCUGCUUAAUCAAUCAGGAGAACUUCUUCAAACGAUUUAACAGAUUUGUUGUGUUGCCGGUUUUUGAGGGCAGCGACCGCAGACAUACCUUUUUUGCCGUAUUGCAUACAUCAGCUUUAUUGCAUGACGUCACUUUGGAGAUACCUGAGCCAAUGCCACACAACUUUACUUCUCAACAAUGGCGUCUUUGGAGGAUGACUCAAAGUCAUGGCUGACAUCUAUUUAGCUGUCCUCAGCUCCACAUUUAGCUCCACGUUCGGUCAUUCUGUUUACUUUUCCUGUUUACUUCUCCGGCAACUUAUAGAAGUGAGCAGGAAAAGCUCGACUCUGAUUGGCUGUUGUCACACACAUUUCCCCCAUGUUUGAUCAAGUAAAUAUGCUCACAGCUAAGGCUUCACGAUAUGAGAUUUUGGUCAUAUCCCGAUAUAGCUCAUUUUAUAUCCCGAUACGAUAUACAUCACGAUAUAGUACAUUUUUUGUAAAUUCAAUUGAUGUAUAGUUUAUAUAAAAUAUAAAAUAUAAUACUCGUAUGUAGGCUUGAAGUUAAUAAUUCAUCUGAUCAUUAAAAUAAAUCAUCUGAUCAGCCGUGCCACCGCAUCAGCAGCAGGAUAGAGAGAGGACACGGAAACACGUCAGGUGUAGUGCCAUAGAAUGUACCCCUGCCGUAGAAUGCCCCCCUGACGGGAGCGCGGUUGAAGAUACAUAACAAGGCGGAAUAAUCCAAGUUUUCCUUACCGUUGGACUGAUUCUAAAGCGUGUGCCUUUAAUGAUUUAAUUCAGACUUUUCAGAUAUGCCGAAAACAACAGCCCUCUGAUUCGGAAUAUUUGCUGCCCCGAAAAUAUAAUGUUCUCUACCAUGACAGCUUACUGUACAGUUUAAAUACGCAAAUACACCUCUCUAUGUGCUUUUUAAAAAAACCUAAAAACAGAACGAAUGUUUGCUGCUCCAUUUGACAUGUUGUCAUGAUCCAAUACUCAUGUUUUUUUAAAUAUGAGAUAAUUUUUUUUCCACUUUAAGAAGCAAAUAAGUGGAUGGGAUGCAGGGGUGCAUUCUACGGCAUAACACCUAUCAAGCUGCGCGAGGAAGAAGGAGGAUAAUCGGGGAGACGAAUUAAAUAUCUUGUUAACUUCAUCAUGUGUAACUGUUUACUGGAUAUUUAAUUUAAUGCGGUUUCAGCUGUGUCAAUUCGGUCAGGUGGAGUGUCCAAACGCGCUCAUCAGAUCAGAUAUAGAUCAGAGUAUAUCGAUAUAGAUUUACAUGUAUGUGCUGACUCAGAAUAAAACUACAGCGGUCUGCUCCGUGUCGCUCCUUUUAAAACCAAACCACGACCACACAACCGACGUUGCCCCCCGUUUCGGCAGCAGCUCCUCCGUCUGCGUUGGCUUGUCUGCGUUUGAUGCACGAGAAUUGUCAUCUCUUUCGCCACAAUAACCCGGCUCCUCCAUGCUUGUUUGUGUUUUUCACAGUGGCAGUAGCGCGUGCGGGCAUGCAAUAUAUGGAGCGUCGCGAUGUAAAACACUGCCGUAAAGCGUGUUUUUGCGACACUGCGAUAGAAACGAUAGAGCUCAUGUAUCCCGAUAGAAAUUUUCUAUCGUUUAGACGAAACAUAUCGUUAUAUCGUGAAGCCUUACUCACAGCUGAUCACCAUGAUUAAACUGAAAUUUAUCAUGAUCAUUAAUCAUGAUCAUAUAAUCGCCCAGUCCUAUGAGGGUCUUAGUGUGUGUGUCUAUGCGUGCUUGUCUGUGUGUUUUGGUUCUAUGAGGGUGACCAGACAGAGGUAAAGGCUUCAUUGACUGAGCUGUGGUUGCAGGCCUUCUAUAGAGGUCACAGGGUUGGAUUUUCUCAAGCUUAGAUACCAUAUGGAUCAAAACUCCCCCACAGCAUCAGCAGCAGGCCCCUCGUAUUUAGACAGACAGGCAGACUACUGUGCAAUAAUUUCUAAUGUGGGCAGAAAUUGUUGUUAUUUAUAUCUGUGAGGUUUUAAUCUGGUUCUGUUUGGUCUACAGUGCAGCUGUUCGAGGUGAUAGAGACUGAUAAGACCCUUUACCUGGUCAUGGAGUAUGCCAGUGGAGGUGAGUACAAAGAAACACAAAGACUUCAUUGUCAUUGAACAGCACAUAUGAAAAUUAGGAAAUGCUUUAGCCUGUGGAACGUUCAGUUUUCCCUAGGAACAUGAAUUAAUUAAUUUAAUUAUACAGUAGAUAAGUUAUUGUGUACUCAAAGUAGAAAAGGUAGGUUACAAAUAAUAAUGUAAUAUUUAUCUAAUAUCAACAAGAAGCGUAGUGCUCAGUGAAAAUGUUUGUUGCACAGUCGACUAUGAUUAUUUCCCAGAUGACAGUUUUGCACAUAAAAAAAUGUACAUGUCAGUAAUCUACAUCGUGAAUAAAAAUCUGUAAGCUGCAGGAAAGAGUUUAUGUAUUUUGUCAAGACGGUGAGCAGUAAUUGUGCUCAUACUCAUUAAAAAUGUGAAUUACAAGGUAAAUAUUGUAUUUUUUAGGAAAUUGAGGAAUUUAUUGCUGUAAAAGAAAAAAGUGGAAAUCUCAUCUACUCUCAUCACAGAAAAAAAGUGGUUUAACUCCAACAAGUUCUUUUGAUGUGUGUGAGAAGUUCAGCAUUUCAAUGCAAACACAUUGGCUGGGGUCAAAAUGUCAAAACUUUGAUACAUACAAGAUCAUUUUUCUCUUAUUUUUUAAAAUACAGUUAACAGAAGUUAUUCAUCAUUGUGGGAAUAAUGCUCUACUCCAGAUUUUUCAGUGUGAGGUGAAAUAAUUGAUCUCAUGUCUGUAUACAAAAUAUUUAGCAAAGACAAAGCAGGAGAUCAAUGAGCUUAGCUUAGUUUAAAUAAAUGAAAACAGGAAAACAGCUGGUCUGGCUCUUAUGACUCACUAAAAGAACUAAAUGUACAAAGUUUAGUGCGACCACUGUUGAAUUUUUGAGACCAUGCCCAUUUUAACAACAACUUACUACUUCAGAAAUGGUCGCCAAUACUAGUAAAUAUUUGACCUAUAAAUAAAAAUACAACUCUUACACCCAAUGUAGUCCAUUUAAAGGGAUGUAAAUUCAAGUUAUGGUCAAACACACCGAGUUAGACAACCCUUUGAGAGAUGCAUGUUUCCGACUUCUUGCUUCUCUGGUUAUACCAACUUCAGUAAUGACCACACGACAGUAAUACAGUGGUCUACGUCUCCAUGUGCACACCUCAACCAAAAAGCCACUCUAUAGCCACAAAUAAUGCUCAGAACAGCACCUAACUUCAUCAACAGUACAUAUAGGGUCCCAGCCAUAGUACUAGCCACCAAACAUCUUUUUAACUUUGCCUAAUUUCUUUAGCAAAGAGACUAAACACAACUCACCUACUCUCUUCCGGCAGCUGCUUGUUUGUGGAGGAGCCCUGACAAGUCGAUCAGUGAGUGCAGCGGAGUUUCGCAGCUCAAGAAAGAACAUUUAUAAUUAUUACUUUGUGGAAAUGCAAUCAGACUGAGAUGCUAAGGCAGAAGAACUACCGCGUCUGCAGUGCAAAAUGAUUAUUAUGAAGACUAUUACUUUGUAAACGAUCCAAUGCACUCUGUGAUCGACUCGUCAGGGCUCCCCCACAAACAAGCUGCUGCUGGAGGAGCUUCAGACAGUGCUGAGGGCACUGAGGGCUCAGAGUGCUCUGAAACACAAACUAUGGAAGUGACAUGAUUCCUGAAUCUCCUUUGUUGUUACUGUCUUUGUCGUGUGUGUUGGUAAGAGUUUUUAAAUCAGUGCAUUUAAAAAUUUUUAUACAUAUACUCUUAGUUCACAGCUUUAUAACAGAGGCAGGACAGGCCUGACUGCGAUGAAAAAAACAUUAUCUGUCCUUUUUCUGUAUUCAGUACAACAAAUAGCAUACAACAAAUUAACCUGAAAAGCACUACCAGUGGAUUGACACUGUCUGUGAGGAACUUCACUGUUAUUGUUUGUAGAGUAUGUGAACUUUGAGAAGAGCAGUGAGGUGUUUGAUUCAGUUUUUAUAGAAAUAAUAACUUCAGUCAUCUUUUUCUUUAACUUGCAGAGCUUAAGCUCUCCCAUAUUUCUUCACAUACAGUUGAACUCUCACUGAGCAUAUCUUUACUACUAUGAGGAGCAUGUCUCAGCUGUUAUGGCCUAUCUCGUGGCUGCAGGCUUAGGCAGUCUACUGGAGCAGUUUAAACACUUUGAGCCUUUGAAAUGUUUAAAAAAAGUAAACAAAGGAAAGAAAACAGAGGGCCACAACAUAAACAGCAGCAGACACAGAAUCAGCCUGCAGUAUCCCUAAGUCUGCUCACUUUUUCUGUGUCUGUCUGUCAAUGAGGUUUAGGCUGGUAAAAGAUUUUGAUAACCUUAACAGAAAAUAUUCUGGUUUCACUGUAUUGUGGUUAGGGCGAUAUGGGAAAAAAGUUUCUUCAUAUAUUUUUUUCAUAUCAGUCAAUAUCGAUAAAUAUCACAAUUAAAAAAAUGAAAUAUAACAGUGCUUAUUGGUAGCAUGUCUUUUGCCAUACAAUAAGCUCCUGCAUCGGUGAGGUCUUUGUGUUUCUUCAAUGUUCUGGCGUAAGGCGUUGCGCUAGAGAAAGCGGACUGAAUGGUCAUCUGUUUUGGCUGCACAGGUGCCAUGGGCUCCUUGCUGCGCUUGGGGUUUGUAACCUUUUGCAUUGCGCAUGCUCUGCCAUGUGGCACUGCUUCAGGUGGUGAAAAAGAUUUGAGGUAAUCCCUGACUUUGGGAGAACAUGUACUUGACAUAAUUUGCAGUGCACAUUACUCUGCUUCAUGUCCGACCUCAAAAAAACAAAAUACCUCCACAUCAGCGACGUUUUCAUGCCAGUGUUGUGACAAUGUUGUCAUCUGUUGAGCCUUCAUCUGCAUUUCUGCCAAAGGUAGCGCUCAUUUUCUUUUUUUCUCACUGACAGUGCUGUCGGCUUCACAUGUUGAAGUGCUAUGGUUCCGUGUAGCUGCAGCCUGCUACUAUGCAGUUGUUGGCUACUUGGUCCUAAUUCAGCACAUGAUCGGUUCAGUGCAAAGCAGACCCGGAGCAACUCCCCUUUUCAUUUGCUAUUCGUAUAGUCUACCAAAACAUGGCAGAACGCCAACUAUCAUAAAGCAUAUUGACCAUAUAUUAUAUCGGUAUUGAGGGAAAUAAUUUUUUAUAUUGAUAGCGUUUUAUCCACUAGCCCUAAUUGUGGUCUUACAAAAGUGGCCUUAUUUUUUUUUUUAAACUUGAAUUUUAUUUGCAUUUUUACCAUAACAGAAACAAGACAUACAGUCAUACAGAAAAAACAUGGUGUCAGUCAGAGAAAAGAAAAAUGUCCAUGUAGCCUCUAUUAAUAUUGGCCAUUUUUUUAAGUGUUGUGAAGUGAUUUACAUUUGUUCCUAGGGGUGGGAGAAAAAAUGAAUUUACAUAAGGACCGCAAUUUUUUGUUUUACAGUUUUUACAUCAAUGUUUAUGUUAAAAAAAAGAUUUUUUUUUUUCCAAGUUCAAGAAUAAAUCUUAACCACUUGGCCCAGUGCCUGCACAUUUUACUCACAUUGCGGGCAUGAGCAACUCUGGCAGAAAAGAGGAAGCUGAAGAAGCCGUCACGUAACUUCACCCCACUAUCAUAUAUCGCAAAACAUCAGGACAUCCUCCUCUUUCAACGCAACAAAUAUUUCCUUCUGAUUGAACCACACUCUGUCACACUCUGCUGUGUUUCCCGGGCUGAUUCUCACUCACCUCCCUGCCACACCUCCUCAUCAGCACUGAUUCCCCACACCUGUGAAUGUCAAGCUGCAGCUCCUCCCUGCUGAUUAGCCAGCCAGCAUUUAAGCCACUCUGUGUCCCUCAUUCAGUGCCAGAUUGUCUUCGCAGCAUGCACGACUCUCCAGCAGUAUUUCUCGGAUUGACUUCUCGGUAUCGAUCCUGCUUGUAUCUGACCACGUCUUCUCGUCUCAGCCCUUGGAUCCCUUGUCAAGUUUUUCCGCUCCUGUGAGUGCUUCAGGUUUUGCUGUGUUUCCGGCUUCCCGACCUACUGCCUGUCCAUGACUAACCCUCCGUCUGCUUCCUCUCAAAUUAGUCUGCCCCGCUGAUUGUCUGCUAGGAUUCGACAUUACCUCCCUGUGAGUGACGGUCAUCCUUGGACCGUCUGACCAGGAUUGAAAUCGUUUUUGCAGCAGCAUGAGACUAUGUUGUCUGCUGCUGCCUCAGAAGCCAGACAGGCAGCCCAGGCUAAUGAGCAGACUCUCUCGGUGUUAGCUUCCAAAUUAUAACAAUUAAUGGAUUUCAUCACCUCUUCAGCUGCUACCUAGUCCUCGCCGGCAACUCCAGCUCCAGUUCCAGCUCUAGCUCCAGCCCCAGCUCCAGCUCCAGCUGCUCCUCUGUCCUGCGAUGCUCCUGAGCCCCGUGUGGGAGUCCCAAAACGUUAUGAUGGCAGUCCAGAGACUUGUGGCCCCUUCCUAACAAACUGUUCAUUGCUGUUUUCCCUUCAGCCCUGUACCUUUGCCUCAUAGCAGGCAAAGGUCGCUUUUACAAUUAACCACCUCACAGGCAGAGCUCGUCUGUGGGGAACUGCUGAAUGGGAGAGACAAUCAGAAGCCUGCUCUUCAUUCCAGAGUUUUGCUCAGGAGCUACGCAAAGUUUUCGGCCUGGGUUUUUCCAGAUCAGAGACUGCUCAAGGCCUCAUGGGGCUGCGACAGGGGGAACACACUGUGGCAGACUGUUCAAUUGACUUCCGCACCAGAGCCAGUCUCAGCAGCUGGAAUUCAGCUGCCCUGGUGGACGCCUUUCUCCAUGGCUUGGCUGAAUACAUCAAGGAUGAACUGGUCUCCCAUGAUGUGCCCUCGACACUGGAUGGAGUAAUAGAGCUAGCCAUUCGGAUCAAUCACCGCGUUCAGGCUCGCCGACAAGAGAAACGCCAGGCGUCCUUUCAUCAUCCUCCCAUCCAGUCCAGAGGGCAUGCCCACAACUCCACAUUUUCAUCAGUUCAGCUGUUGGAAGAACCCGAGCCCAUGCAACUGGGCCGUGCUUCCCUCACUCCGGAGGAACGAGAGCGACGCAGACGAGCUAACUUCUGCAUGUACUGUAGUCAGGCAGGUCACUUCAAGUUCACCUGUCCAGUAAAAGCCAAGGCUCACCAGUAGUUGGGGAGAUACUGGUAAGUCCUAUGAUUGUGCCCUCCCCUCAACCACAGAGACCUCAGCUCCAAGCCCGGUUGCUCCUUCCUGGUAGCUCUCAGUUCCUGCUCACACUCAUAGACUCUGGGGGUGAUGCCUGUAUUAUCGACAAGGGGUUGGUUCAGCAGUUGGGGCUAGAGCGGGUUCCUUUGCCCCGUCCUAUUCUUGCUCGGACUCUCGACGGACAUAUUCUGGGGACUGUCACACACCAGACAGUCAGUGGGUUCCAAUGUUGCUUUGUGGCAACCAUCAUGAGGAGAUCCAGUUCCACAUCCUGAAGACUCCUCAUCAGCCUCUCAUUCUGGGUUACCCCUGGCUUCGUCGGCACAACCCCAACAUCGACUGGGAGACGGGAGCUGUCCGUGAAAAGGGUAUGGGCUAUUGACCUCCUGCCUGGCACAUCUCCGCCCAAGGAUCACCUUUACUCCCUGUCAGCACCUGAAAAAGAAGCCAUGGAAUUUUAUAUCAAAGACUCUCUGGCAGCAGGCAUCAUCCGUCCCUCUUCCUCUCCUGCUGGGGCAGGCUUCUUCUUUGUUGAGAAGAAGGAUACUACUUUGAGGCCUUGCAUUGAUUACCAAGGACUGAAUGACAUCACCAUAAAGAACCGCUACCCUUCCUGGCCUGUUCCUGACUCCUGCAAACAGUUGCAGCAUUUCCUCGGUUUUGCCAACUUAUACCACCGUUUCAUCCGCAAUUACAGUUUUGUUGCUGCUCCCCGCACCGCCCUAACCAGCUCCAAGGUGCCAUACCAAUGGAAUCCUGCUGCUGAUGAGGCUUACAAGAACCUGAAAUCCAAGUUUACCUCAGCACCCAUCCUUCAAUUACCAGAUCCCGAUCAGCAAUUCGUGGUGGAGGUGGAUGCCUCGGAUGUGGGGGUCGGAGCUGUCCUCUCCCAAAGAUCAGCUGCUGACCAGAAGCUCCACCCCUGUGCCUUUUUUUCAAGACGCUUGUCUUCGACAGAGAAAAAUUAUGACAUUGGCAACAGAGAACUACUAGCAGUAAAGGAGGCCCUAGAGGAGUGGCGGCACUGGCUGGAGGGCACAAAGGAGCCAUUUUUUAUUUUCACUCAUCAUAGGAACCUCGAGUACCUUCGCACAGCCAAGAGACUUAAUAUCCGUCAGGCCCGCUAGUCUCUGUUCUUUACAAUAUUCAACUUUAUCCUCUCCUACCGCCCUGGUUCUCGCAACACCAAGGCAGACGCCCUGUUCCAGAGGGAAGAGGGCAUUGCCGAAACUCCUGUUACCAUCCUUCCCCCCUCCUGUGUUGUCGCCACUCUGUCCUGGAACAUAGAGGAAAGGGUGAGAACCGCCAACAAGGGACAGCCAGGUCCCAGCGCCUGUCCCCUAGACUGCCUCUAUGUUCCUGAAGCACUGAGGUCAGAUGUUCUGCAGUGGGCCCACUCCUCCAAGCUUACCUGUCACCCAGGCUCCCAGCGUACACAGGAUUUUCUACUUCAGCUCUUCUGGUGGCCCACCCUGAAGGUAGAUACCCGCAACUUCAUCAAGGCUUGUCCCACGUGUAACCAGCAAAAGACCUCCCGUAGGUCUUUUGGCCUGCCACUGCAGGAUUCCUUCAGCCACUCCCAAUACCACAUUGACCCUGGUCCCAUAUCUCCCUAGACUUCGUCACCGGUCACCCUCCCUCUGAUGGCAACACAGUCAUCCUCACCGUGGUUGACCACUUUAGCAAGAUGGCCCACUUCGCCCCUAUCCCCAAGCUGCUGUCUGCUAAGGAGACUGCCAAGCUAGCUCUGUUCCAUGUCUUCCGCCUGCAUAGUCUCCCAGUAGAUGUGGUGUCUGACCGGGGCCCCCAAUUCGCCUCUGUCUUCUGGAGAGAGUUCUGCAGCCUGAUGGGAGCCACAGCCAUUCUUUCCUCUGGGUUCCACCCCUAGUCCAACGGGCAGAUGAAGCGCAUGAAUCAGGAGAUGGAGACGGCUCUGCGCUUCCUGGUAUCCCAGAACCCAUCCUCCUGGUCUCAACAACUCUUGUGGGUGGAGUAUGCCCAUAAUUCUCUCACCAGCUCUUUCACAGUCCUCUCUCCCUUCCAGUGUGUAUAUGGUUACCAGCCUCCACUUUUCCCUGCUCAAGAAAAAAAGGUUACCUGCCCAUCUGUCCAAGCCUUUGUUCACCGCUGCCGUCGGACCUGGGACAGAGGUCACUCCACCAUCCAGCGCCCCGUGGGUCGCUACGCCGUCACAGCCAACCAGUGACAUUCCCCAGCUCCUGAUUACCAGGUGGGCCAGAAGGUGUGGCUCUCUGCUAGGGACUUGCCUCUCAGGGUGGAGUCGAAAAAGUUGGCCCCUAAGUUCGUCAGCCCAUUUGCUAUCGAGCGGAUCAUCAGCCCUACAGCAGUGAGACUGAAGCUCCCACGCACCAUGCAAGUUCAUCUGACCUUCCAUGUCUCCAGGAUCAAGCCAGUUCAUGAGAGUCCUCUUUCGCCUGUGGUCCCACCUCCUCCUCCUCCUCGCUUUAUUGAUGGGGGCUUUACCUACUCAAUUAGGCCUCUGGUUCGGUCCCGUCGUCGUGGCAGGGGUCUCCAGUACCUUGUCGACUGGGAGGGCUACAGUCCAGAGGAGAGGUCCUGGGUCCCUUCUCGCCACAUCCUCGACCCAGACCUCAUUGUUGACUUCCAUCAUCAGUAUCCUUCCCAGUCCUCCAACCCUUCUAAUCCACCAAGGGAUCCUCAUUCAACAGCCUGCACCUCGGUUUUACUAGCCUCUCCUGAGGGGGAUCGUUCAGGUGAUGAGAGCUCCACCCAUUCUGAUCCUGCUGAAUUGCCCAUGAAGGACAUGGACUGGUCAGGUUCAGAGGAGUUUUAGGCCACCUCCUGCCGUUGUGUUUCCCCCCGCCCACCCCGGCUGGGUGGGUGCUUUUGGACGUCGGGUGCCGUCCGUGAAGAAGGGGUUCUGUCACACUCUGCUUUGUUUCCCAGGCUGAUUUUCACUCACCUCCCUGCCACACCUCCUCAUCAGUGCUGAUUCUCCACACCUGUGAAUGUCAAGCUGCAGCUCCUCCCUGCUGAUUAGCCAGCCAGUAUUUAAGACACUUUGUGUCCCUCAUUCAGUGCCAGAUUGUCUUCGCCGCAUGCACGACUCUCCAGCAGUAUUUCUCGGAUUGACUUCUCGGUUUCGAGACAGUGAUUCUCCCAUCCGUAGACAGUGAUUGGAUGAAUCAAUUCAGGUUUGUCUGUAGUCGAUUCAUUCUGCAAAUGUAAGGCUCUUAGACGAGGGGUUGAUGCAGGUAAUCUCCACCAAUUGGCUGAGAUACAAGCCUGCGCAGCGCUGCAGCUCAAAGCCAAGUAGCUAGGGCGAUGCUAAUCGCUAACGUACAGGACCACACAGUCAGUGCACGGGACGCACGGAGCAGCGAGUUCAUCCACGAGAAACUGGUGAUGUUAGAGUGCAGCAGGAAACAACAAGAAGCAGAGAGCAACAGACAAAAAACUUUUCAGCGUGUUUUGAUGUUGUAAUCAUAAUAACAACUGCCACAGGCUGAAAUAACCCUGAAAUAGUUUAGGGUCCAAGUGGUUAAAAACUUACUUACAUGUGAUGGGUAUUUUUGGGGAAAUAUGGUUCCUGGAAUAGUCAGUAGACAAUCAUAAUCAUUCAGUUGUGUUUAAAAAUGCAGACUAAAGAUCGAGAAAAUCGACAAUAUUGUAGAAUUGAAAUUAAAGCCGAAUCUGCAUCCAAAAAAUCGUAGAAGAAUCGAAUCGGGAGAAAAGCAUAUCGUCCCAGCCCUAUUUGUUCCAUUUUCCCCACUUUCUGGGGUUUGUUUCUUGUUGGAGUCGUUGAACGUGUGUAAAUUUCUCCACUUGGUUCAGACAGGUUUUCUGAUUGGGUGGGUUAUCCUUACACCAAUUUCUUGUAAUGGCCUUGCUGCUGCAAGUAGUAUUUCAAUCAAGUAUCUGUCUUUAAUUUGUAUGUUUUUCUGCGUUAGAUUACCCCGGUACAUUACCUCGAAGGUAAUGGGAAGCUUGUAUCCUAGUCUUGUUCUCAUUCCUUUGCCUACUUCUCCCCAGUAUUUAGUUAUUUUCUUACUGCAUCAGAAGAUGUGGGUGUGGUCAACAUUGUGCUCUGCACAAUUUCUCCAGCAAGGCUGUGAGACCAGCAAAAAAAAAUCUUUUUCAUGCUUGGAGGAUUAUUUUGACAUUUGUGCAACUGUGGGGAAAAAAACAACAAAGGAAACAAAAUACUUUCUACUUAUCAUAUUAUCUAUGAUCAUGCCAGACCAGUAGCCAGCAGGUGGUGAUGAUGUAAAUCAGUCUGCCACGUCAACAUUGUGCGCUGUUGACACGUCCUCCUGAGCAAGCAACGACUGCAAACAAUGUUUCUUAAAUUGUGUACCGAGCAUUAAGUUAAAAAUAACUUUUGAGUGUUUAUAUUUAUUCAACUUGUAGUCAUAGUAAGAUGCAAUUAAAACUUAAAGGUUCCAGGCAGAUCUAAACAAACCAGAAUCUCACCAUCUUUGCACAUGAGCAAGACGACAUCUGCCAUGUGCAAACGGAGUUAAUGAGGCUUUUGUUUUCUGUUCACACAAACUCACAGAAAACAGAGUUUACCCUGCUAAGUGUUUCUAAAAACCUCUGCUUUUAGUGUUUGAACACACACACAUCCACACAAAAAAAAGGUUUUCAAGAUGACCCUCCUACAUGUGGACUAGACCCAAGUCUUCCCAGUUGUAAAGAUGAGGACCAAAACACUGUUUUACGAGCUUCCAUCUUCAAUUAUACUCAAUUAUUCAACCUUCAUCCAUACAAGGAGUGGCAUCCCUCAUUUAUUUUAAUACUGAGUCAUUUACAGAAGCAUUCAAAUAAAAAAAAACCGAAGCAAACUAUAAAAAAAACAGAGAAAGGAUUUUCAAAAGGGGAAUAUGUUUGAUUACAAGGCGUAAAAUGAUUAAAAUAGACAAGACAGGUAUGUGAUAAAGAUGGUUUAAAGAUAUUACUGUUAAUGUGAUUUAUUCCAGGAGUCAGAUGCAGGGAAAUAAACAUAUUUCCUCACAGUUCUGAUAAAAUGUUAAAAAGUUAAGAUUAUCUACAAUCAACACCACACUAUGAAAAUACUCAACAGCAAGUUAAACUCUUAUGUUCAGCUUUAUAAUCAUACAAAUGAAGUUCCUCUAAAAGUAAAGGUCCGUUAUCAUUUCUGACCACAUGUCCGAGGGUUGUGAUCAUCAUUUCACCUGCUGGUUUGCACAUCAGCAUUUUAAAUUUUUAACUAAAACUUAUUUUGUUUUAAUUUGUCUGCUUUGAUCAUGGGACUGAUCUGCUUCUGCACACGCUCACAGGUGAAGUGUUCGACUACCUCGUGUCUCAUGGGAGAAUGAAGGAGGUGGAAGCCCGAGCCAAAUUUCGACAGGUAUAACAAAAACACUUCCUGAUGUUGGCUUUUCUCAAAUAUUCUCACAUGUAUUUGUCUCUAUUUGAAACCUAUUUACUGUUUUCCACAGAUCGUGUCUGCUGUCCACUACUGCCACACGAAGAACAUCGUCCACAGAGAUCUGAAGGUGAGACGAUUCAGGGAUGUUUUAGUGCGCUCUCACAUACGUCGGAUUAAGGCGAGUCCAAGACUGGGACGUUUCUUUCACUGGCAGAUUACAGUGAAAGAGAAAUUUAUAAUCUGGGACUAGUCUUAAUCUGUGUCUGUGAAAAAGGUCCUUCAGCAUCUUAAUUGCAGUGAAGAGUCGAAAUGCUGCUUUUUACAGUGCAGGAUGAGCCUGCUCCUGUUUGAGUAGAUUAUUAUUUUACUCCAAACACACACAGUGACAAAUAUAUAUAUAUAAAUACGUACAGUGUGACUCAUGUCCAGGAUCUGUUUUGUUGGACAUCACACAAGCUCCAUCCCCCUCCCCAUCUGUCGCUCAUUCAUGCUCUGUUUUUUUUCUCUUUUCUUCAUCACAACUCACAUUCCCGUGCUCACCCACUUUCUCAUUCCUCUUUAUCCUCCUCAUCCAACUAUUCUCUCCCACUGUUCCCCCCUUUAACCUCUUGUUCUGUAACUUUGACCCUCUCUCUGGCAUCCAUCCCCUCCUCCUCCUCCUCCUCUACCUCCUCUCUCUCUGCUUUAAUGUAUGUGUGACUCAGGCCGAGAACCUUCUGCUGGACGCUGACGCCAAUAUCAAGAUCGCCGACUUCGGCUUCAGCAAUGAGUUCACGCUGGGCAACAAGCUGGACACGUUCUGUGGCUCACCGCCCUACGCUGCCCCCGAGCUUUUCCAGGGCAAAAAAUACGACGGGCCUGAGGUGGACGUCUGGAGUCUGGGAGUGAUUCUCUACACGCUGGUCAGCGGGUCGCUGCCGUUUGAUGGACAGAACCUGAAGGCAAGUGGAUGAGGAGUGUGUGUGUGUGUGUGUGUGAGAGAGAGAGAGAGCGAGAGAGAGACGGAGAGAUAAUGUGUCUCCGGAUGGGAGAAGAUUGAGUUUUCAUUUUUAUGAUGUAAGGAAACAAAGAUUUAAGAGUGCACAACUUGUAUGUCAACCUCUUUCCACACCUGUGUUCUCAACCAAAAAACAACUCAAAUCCUAAUCUUACCUGAUAAAUAUCUUGAUCGUCACUUCUUUGCAUCAGAUUCUUUAAAGAAAUGCCCUGUAUUCCUGGGAAGCCAUCUACCUGGUAAAAUGCACAGUAACUGGUUACUUGUUCUGUCAGUGUAAUAGAUUCAGACUGUAGUGAUGUACUUUCAGUUUAUGCUGCACUCUUACCAGAUGAGAUGUAGCAGAGCUGCACAGACAGGAAAAUCUAAUUAUAUUAUCAAACUGAACAUAAAAUGGUUACUGCACUCUGGAGCAUGUGAAAAUAUACUGUAGAUAUUGGUGGUUAGUGAAGGGCGGUGCACCAGUUUGAUUACUGGUGUUACAGGCUGUCACAACAUGGACUUUGCAGCACGGUCACCACCAUCUUGAACACGCAGUUUGUACAUUAUGCAAUGAUUGAACCUCACAUGACUGAGAUUGACUUCCCCAACACUAAUGUGGGAAAAAAAUGUCAUGUAAUGGGUUGAUAUGUGACUGACAACAUCUGGACUGCAUUUAGAGUAGGAGGCAGACUCAUCAGAGAGCUCUGCCUCCUACUUCUCGAGUUAAAGUGGGUGUCAGUGUUAAUAAUGAAAAUGCAUCAGCACACAGCAACCAGGUAAGCUAGAGCUCUUUUUUCUGCAAGUUUGAUGUCUGCAAGUAACACCGCCUCCAGGAUGGAUCUGUGAAAACAGGUCCACCUGCUUCAAAGUGUUUUUAACUGAUGACUUGGUCGGUCUAAUAAGAAGAGGCGAGGCGUCCUGUAAUCAAAGCAGCGCCUGACUCUCCCCACAAUCAUCACUAAAUCAUAGACAAACUCUUUCCAACAAAAGUCUGUAAGUGUUUUGAUGUUAAAAUGCCUUUACUCUGAAACCCCCACCUCAGGAAACGGCAUGUUUUUCAGCAGUAACUAAGGGAAACAGGAGUGAAAAAAACUCAGAUCAUAGAGAUUCAGUGAAAAAACUACGUACUGCAAAACUAAGUACUGAGCUUGAACACACAGUAGUUAUUAAAUUAUCUUUCUCUGUUCUCAGGCACAGACAUGAGUCAAAUCUCUGCUUCAGAGGGAGAAUAAAGGGCUCAUUGGGAGUGAAUAUUUAUUCACAUGCUCUCAUGCUGCAAUAUAAGACUGUCAUCGCAAAGAGCAAAAAAUAUAAAAUAAAAAUAAGAUAAAAAUCUUAACUUAUGUUGUCCACUCUUACAGGUGAUUCAUUCACUGACUUAAAGACCUUAAAGCUCCUUUAAGGAGUUUUUAUCUGGUCAUUAAAUGGACUCAGAUUGACUCUGAUGCCUCUUCAUGACCUUUAAAGGCAACAGUCUCAUCAACAUCAAGAUAGAAAAAACUUUCUUCAUUGUUGAUAUAUCUGAAACUGUCAGACUCAGAGUCAAAUUGUUUGCUUUUUGAUUCACAAGCCAGCAAUUCAUUUUACUGUGCAUGAACAGCAGGGUGGCUUUGUUUUUAACACAUACACGGGGAGGGACAAAUCAAAUUAAACUACAGUUACUUACAGGAGCUUCAAAACAACAUAAAAAGUUUAAGUCAUCAUCGUCUUUUUUUUUUCCAGUUUUUUUUUUUUUUGUUGUUGUUGUUGUCUGCAACAACAAUUUGUAAACUUUAGUCCAGACAUUGCAGACUGAGGAUAUUCCUCAGACAGCAUGAUUGUUCUAGACUUUUUAUGUAUGAAAAGGAAUAAUGACUCAAAAAAAUAAUGAGGGAAAACUUCCUUCAAAAACUGAUGUCUGCUGAAAAACCUUUUCUCUCAGGUCAUAAACUCAGCAGGAAAACGCUAAGUGACCCCUCAUGUUUUCUGGGGGCAGAAAACCUUACAAUAGAGAAACUUUUCAGUGAUUAUCAGUGGAGAGACGAAACAGUUAUAAAAAGGUGUUUAUUCCCUGUAGAUUUUAUCACCUUAACAGCUGAGACAUUAUUCAGUACAAUAUUCCCACAGUACAUACUGCCGAAGGAUAUUUCAUGGUUUUAAGGCUCACAUGUAAACAGACUCAGGUACAGGUCUGGGCUGAGACUGUUCUUCUGCCAUAAACUUGUAGUUAAAUGAACAGAUUUAUUUCAUGUCGCUUCGCUGUUUUAAAAUACUCAAAAAUGUCAUUUAUUUAAGGACAUGGAUUCAAUGUAAAACAAAUUCAUAAAUCUCUGGCAUUUGAACGUCUUAGCCCUUUAAUUGCCUGUAUAAUCAACCUGUUACAGUGUGUGUGUGUGUGUGUGUGUGUGUGUGUGUGUGUGUGUGUGUGUGUGUGUGUGUGUGUGUGUGUGUGUGUGUGUGUGUGUGUGAGAGAGAGAGUGCACAGAUGUGGAUCAUAUGAUAUGUAGCCACUACUCCUUCAACUCACUCAGCUAAGUGUGGUCAGUGUUAACUUAUUUCAUUAUUAACAAAGAUGCAGUCGUCAUGAGCAGGUAGUUGUUGGUUCUGAUGUUUAAGUCAGACACGUUUGUCCUGAGCAGAAAAUCUGAGUUCUGUGUGAAAAUGUGAAGCAGACACAGUGUGUAAAGCCCCUUCAGGAUGAGUGUGUGUUGAUAAUUUCAGUGGAAUUUUAGACACUGUAUUGACCUCAAUAUAAGACCACCCUGGUUUUCAAUAUGAAGGAAAAGCUCUCUGUUUUUAAAGUGAAAUUGAAGACUGAUCUUUUUAAUCUAGCUGUUGCUUAAAGUCCCACUCCAAUCGUUUAUUUUUCUUCUGAAAGUGUCCUCAGUGGUCUUUAAACUGUGAUUAUGAAGUUUUUAGCCAAAAUCGUGUUACCUGUGUCAUUUUCAAGGACUUCUCUUCUGCAGAGCUCCGGUUGCUCAUUCGCAAUUCACCUCUGAGUCGUGGGCGGAGACAGCAGUGCUCUGCACACGCCUCUUCACACUAGCUGGUAGUGUAACAUUGCUGGUGUAGUAGAAGUAACAGGUAACAUAGGAGCUAUUCAGCUCUGAGACACUAAUGUCUUUGGGGCCAUGAUGAAGGUUAAUAUCAUAAUUAUCUUUCUUAAGAGCACUGAAAUCCGCUAACGCACAAGCUUUUUCUGUGAUUGUCCUCUCUACUUUUCCGAGUCUGGUCUGCAUAGUGGGGCUCUGGGGGCGGAGCUUGGAUUUGUUACGUAGGAAAUCUCACUGUCUGAACCUCCCGUUUGGAUCUGUGAAAGAUUCACAGCAAUUUGAAUGCAGGAAUACUCAUAAACACAAUUUCACAUAUAUUUUUCUCAUGAUAUGUCCUGUAGCAUCAGAGAAAUGUCAUGUGAACAUGCAGACAGCAAGAAAAACAUGAUUUUCAUCAGAGUAGGCCUUUAGGGGUGAUUUUGAUGUGGCCAACAUUUUUAUGGAUUUUUUCUUCCAACAGAUCUCCAAAAGCAAUUUUGUUUUUAUAACUUUUACUUAUUUAAAUAGACUUUCUUCUGAAUUUACUCUGUUGAUUAAUAUUUAUUCUAUUUCCUUUUACCGUAAAUCUUUUGUUUACAUCUUUUAUUUUCAAAAUCCUUUAUUUUUUUUUUAUAUUUCUGUUAGAUUCCCUUUUUUAACUUCCUUUCAUAGUGAAUCUCUCUGGACUGCAUACCUCUAUACAUCAAAACUGCUGUAUGAGUAAAGUAGAGCUGAAGUUAAAAAGACUUUGUAAAGGCCAAAUCUUUUUUUUUUUUUAUAGAGGGUAGUUAUGACUAGAAAUAUUAUUCAAACAGACUCAUUGAAUAAAACAACAACACAAAUGUUAUUGACAUCUUUAAAAAAAGAUUUAAAUGUCUUCAAAUUAAGUUGUUACAGUAUUAUGACAUAAAAUGAUCACGGCUCAGAUGUGAUAAUAUUAAAGUUAAAAUUAAAAAUUAAAAUUUUGUUUUGAUUAAUUAAUUUGUGGACAGAUGUUGAUGAUUGGUUGUGGUCAACAUCGCUGAUUCUUCUGUCAGUACUGAAUAUUAGCAUAAUGACUGUGUUUAUUAGUGAUAAUGACUGUUUUGGGUUUGCUGUUAAUGGGUGAUGGGACAGAUGUGUUCUCAUUUAGAAAAGAUGAUGGUGGUAUCGGUGAAUGACCGUCAAACGUCCGCCUGUUCAUCAGUCUGUCCCUACUAUCUUGUGUAUUUUUGUGCUCUGAGCAGACUGUGACGUCUGUCUCAAGCUGCACUGACCUCUCACUGAACCGUGUCAGGUCAGCUGAUUGCAGUUACAGCUUCUGAUUGGUCAGCAAACCAAAAGAAGAUGUCAGUCUUAAUUGAGCACAGUCAGCAUGAACGUGAAAUAAAUACUUGAAUAAACACAGAUUACCUUUGUUUUUCAGUGAUGGGAUUCGGACAGUCUGAAAAUACACAGAUUUUUUAGUAGAAUAGAAAAACUCUGACUGUUGCAAAAACACACACAAAGUUUAUCCCCUGAAAGCUGCUGGUGAAGGUUUCACAGUAGGCUGCUGUAUUUUCAUUGUAUUGUUAGAGCUAAUAUUGUCAACGCAACAAUAAUCCACAUAUGUGACUGUGUCAGGAGAUGAAUUACUAAACCCUGAAUAUAAGGUGAUCCCACUGUGUUUUCAGUUGUAUGUCGAGAUUAAAAAGAGUUUGAUUUUUGGGUCAGUAUGGUAGCUUACUGAUGUCCCAGGUCCUGACAUGACAGUCAAGGUCACUGCUAAUGUGGAUCAUCCUUUUCAUACAGCUUUCUCUCAGUGUGUUUGCAUACUCGCCGACCUCCUGUUGGUUACUGAUAUUAGAGAAUUAUUAUGUUUUUAUUUAUUUUAUUAUUAUGUUAUAUAUUUAUAUAUUUAUUAUAUUAUUAUGUUAUUAUUAUGCAAAAAAAUCCAGGUCCGCAGUCAUUGAUGUUUGAAAUACAUCACCAGCCAGUGCAGGAUAAUCACAAAUAUCUCAUAUCAGAAUUAUCAUUGUGUUUUGUUUUUUAAUCUCAAUGUUUCCUGCAGAAAUCAAGUCAGAGAGGUUGUUGUAAAAAGUGGACUCUAAACUAUGUAUUAUCCCCAGUACUCUCUGUAGCACACGCUGCAGAAGAUGACAGCUGAGUGAUUUGUUUCCAAGUACAGUAGUUAGAGUUUUUGUUGUAGAAAGGCAAACUUGUCUUGUCUUUUUAAAUCAUAUUAGUGUAACAUCCACAUUUUUAUUCCUGCUGAAAAUGUAAUCUGUGUAUUUGGUGAGUUUUUCCUCUAAAAUAGAUAAUCAGAUUAGAUUUGAAAAACUCAUAGCGGUCUGUCUCUUUGGGAAAGUUCACAAUGUGUAAAACAGAGAAGCAGUUCCUGGUCUUUCGUGUGUGUGUGUGUGUGUGUGUGUGUGUGUGUGUGUGUGUGUGUGUGUGUGUGUGUGUGUGUGUGUGUGUGUGUGUGUGUGUGUGUGUGUGUGUGUGUGUGUGUGUUUUUGUUCCCUCUCUAAGAUUAAAGCAUUAACAUAUAACUGUAGAGUUAAUUCUUGUGUGCUGCCUCUGUUUUUAACUUCUGAAAUGAUGUUGUACUCUAAUGCAGAACCUAUCCAAAAUCCAGCAGAUGGCAAUGAAUGCCCUCUAAAGCUCCAAAGGGAGGAGACUAGUGUGUGUUUAACCCCUCUCAUCAGCACAGCAGACAGCCUGCAGAUGGGGGGGGGGGGUUGUUUUUAAUGCACCUUAAUGGCAAAGAUGCAGCCUCUGCCAUCACAGAGCGUAUGUGGUGUGAAUGGGUGAAUGUGAUUUUAGUGGUCAGGAGACUGGAGCAAGUGACAGUCCAUUAAGUAUUGCACUGUGUGCUUUUUUUUAUUAAAAAAAAAAAAAAAAAAAAAAACCUUCUAAAGAAUCACAUCACUUUGCUAUAAAACACUCCCUUGUUUAAAUUUAUCAAAACAUAGUCUGUGAUAUUUUUCACUCAUUUACUAUAUAAUGCUGUGCUGUUACAUGAGAGAUUUAAAGGUUUGAAUUCAUGAUAAAUGUCCAAAUUACAGAAAACUCCAACAGCAUAUUCAAUCUGUUGGAGUUUUAAAGGAGCAACAUGAACAACUUUUUGUCACAUAGACAGAUUAAUUUGUCAGUUUUUUUUUUCUUCCCUUUAGAAAAUCUGAGUAUAAUUUACAAUCCCUUUGUCAGUAGAGAGGUUAUUUUUAAUGCCCUAGGCAAUUUUGUGUGCGGCUUUGUGUGAGGCAGAGCACGUUAUAUGACACACUAACAAUGGUUGGAUUUGCCUGCUGGUGAUAUACAUCAGGUUUUCUGUUUAAAAAAUUGAAUAGUUUUUGACGUGACUGAGGUGUAUUAUUUCUGCCGGUGUUUUUUUAAUGCUCAGAUCGUUUGCACUUGGUAAAAAUUGCAAUCUCACUCUGUAGCAAAACAAAACAAGUAAGCACAGAUCCCCCUAGAAGACGAUAUCUCAACUUGAUUUCAAUCAAACCCUGAAGCAGUUCAUUUCAAAGAGGACUGACUCAUCACACAAGUAGUAGUUUGCUAGUAGUAACAAAGGCUCACAUUAGGGCCAGUGAACUGCCUCCAUUGAAUAAUUAGCCAGUUGCAACAACAUCACAGGGCUUCACAACAUCUGUUAGUUAAAAAACUGGUUUAGUUCAUAGAAUUUUGUCAGACUCGUUGGUUUCAGGAGAAUUUGUCUUUGCAUAACCUUUGCCUCUACAAGCUGCACUCAUACCGUUACUUACUGUUGUCAGAGUUUGCUGACAGUAUCAAACACAGAAGAGCAGUAAAAAAAAACCUGCUCUCACAAGGUUUUAACUUUCUUUGUAUCUUUUUUGUAAGACACUUUGCAGAUAUGCUGAUCUGGAGGCUUUUGAUGUCCUUGCUGUUUCAAGUCGACCCAUGAGUCAUUUUGUGGUGGGCUAACUGGCUAACGGUAGUCAGAGUCUUGACACCUGUAUGCAGGGGUCUCUGCUUUCACACUCAACAAAACAAUGUCUUAUUAGGGCCAUGCAGAUGGCUUAGCGGGUUAGCGCAUCCACAGCAGUUGCGGGUUCAAGGCCGUCCCGACCAUGUGCUGCAUGUCCUCCCCCCUCUCUCACUAUCUCCCCAUAUUUCCGCACUCUCCUAUCAAUAAAGGCUAAAAUGAAAAAAAAAAGUCUCAUAAAUGUGUCCCUGUCCCUGUGAAGAUGCAGGUAAUUUGAAAAAAAUGUCUCCAUGCCUCACUGUGUGGAUGCACCACCACACUCGCACACUAUGGGAUCUUCUUUGUGUAGUAAUGUGAUGUGUGUUGUGGCCAACAGGAGCUGAGGGAGCGCGUGCUGAGGGGGAAGUACCGCGUCCCUUUCUACAUGUCCACAGACUGUGAGGGGAUCCUCCGCAGGUUCCUCGUGCUUAACCCCACCAAGCGCUGCACCCUGGAGGUGACAAGUGAUGAACAAAGUGAACAUCCAGCAUUAUUGUACUCACCUGCUGAAAUUCAGCACAGCUGACUCUUUUCUGUGUUUCUGUCUCAACAGCAAGUGAUGAAGGAUAAGUGGAUCAAUGCAGGGUACGAGGGGGAAGACCUGAAGCCCCACAUAGAGCCUGUGGAGGACUACAGCGAUCCAGCUCGUAUCGGUAAGUCAAAGGAGCCUCUGCUUUAAUUCAGGAUGAUGAUACACACCUGUCUAAGUCCCCUCUCACCUGUCACACUUGUCUGCCUGUGCUCCUCAGAGGUGAUGGUGGGGAUGGGCUUCACUCCAGAGGAAAUCAAGGACUCUCUGCUCAAUCAGAAGUACAACGAGGUCACAGCCACCUACUUACUGCUGGGUCGCAAAGGAGACGUGAGUUCCAUUGCACUUCUCUACACAGUCAUGUGCAGAAAAACUAUCAAACUGACUUGAUCUUUCACUUUGGAUCCAGUUUCAUAACUCCUUCUUUUCUCUGGGAGUUUUAUUCCUCAAUCUUUUAUAUUUCUCAGGAUUUAAUCUAAUUUCAUGUCUCCAUACAAAGAUUUGAUUCAAAAUCAAGUCUCAAUUUAAAUCAAUUCAUAAUUCUCCUGCUGCUAAAUGAGUUGUGCUCAUUUAGGGAUUUAUUUGUGGUCAUCUUUUAUUUAGGAUUACAGCUCCUAUAUUUGAAAAUAUGUGCCACAAGUUUACAUGAUGUGAAAACACAGAGGCAAAACUCAGACAAAAGGUAACAUUUGUUUGAUGCUAAACUUACAAAAAUGACAUCACUGAGCAUUGCACAAAGCUAGCCUGUCCAUGUCAACAGUUCAACCGACUAACCAGGACUGACUCACCAUGUGGACACACCGUAGACGGCCAGGACUUGAGAUGUGCUGCCCACUUCAGCGUUGUUAAUGAUUUCUUGAAUUUAAGACUUCCUUCCAUAAAGUGUAUCACUGUUCGCUUCGAGUGAAUGAUUUUUAACAUGAUUGAGUGGAUUAGUUGAGAAAAUUGUCAUCUGCAUGCAUGUGAGCAUUGGUGCUCACAUGCAUUUCAUGUAUUGCUCUAAAGUUGAAUACAUAGAUCGGUGUACGUGUGCACAUGUUAAUUAAAAGGUUCGAUAUGAUCACAAUUCUGGUUUGUCUUGAGCCAUGCUGUCAGCUGACACUUUUGGAGGAUGUUACAAUGAUGCUAUUAAAAGGGUUUCUUGUCUGAUAUUUCCACAGCUCUUUUGUGCAAAGAUUCAAAAGGUUACAGAGCUAUUGCUCCUGUGAUUGGCCAAGUGGUCAUACAGUUUUAUUAUUAUCUUCUUGUAUUUUGCCACGGGAAUGUGCUCUUAGCUUUUUUGCAGGUAUGACUGGCUAUUUAAAUCUUUUUUUUUUUUUUUCAGAAGUCUACACCUUGAGUAAAGUAUGCUUAAUGUAGUGCUUUACACUUGGCUUCACUUUGACUGAUCAGACUCCUGGAAAUUUUUCUCCGAAUUUAGUUCACACCGACAAUUUAAAAAAAUGCCAUAUAAAGAUUUUUCUAUCCAACACAACUUUGCCUCUACUUACCAUCCAAAAGCGUUGGCAAUGAAUGAAAUAGCAGGCUGUCUUUUUAUUCAUCUCCACUUAGAUAUGCACAAUUACUCAUCCUGAGGGCUGGCAGGCUUUUCUGAAACUAAACUUAGACACAAACAAACACACUCUUGGUCAUCCCUCUUUAUUGAAUAUAUCUUUGUCAAAUUAUUUUUAGCAAGGGACAAAACAGCACAUAUAUCUAUAAAAAAGGUGAAACUAGGGUACCAGUUUGGCUCACCCCAUGUAUAGAGGCUUGAAGUCCUAGGAGUUGCAGCAGUAUCUGGUUAUACAUCACCAUCUACCUGGAAAUAUGUGCCCUUGGAUCAGCCUCUGUUCAGUGAUUUCUACUCUUCAAACAUCAUAUUGAGCUCUGAAUAUGUCAUUACAGGAGGGCAGUGACGCCCGCUCAGCCAGUAGCCUGUCCCUGGCGAGGGUGCGACCCAGCCCCAUCACCAAUGGGACCAACAAGCACUCCUCAGCCACUGGCUCCUCCUCCUCCUCCACCUCCUCCUCACACAGCAAGACCCAGCGUAGUGCCUCUACCUACCACAGGCAGCGACGGCACAGUGACUUCUGUGAGUUUUUACUCUGUUUGGGCAUUAAAUGUUUUAGACUUUGCAUUAUUGUCAUUGUUUAUAGGGUUUCCUGUUCCAGCAGCUGGUUCGAAGUUUGAUCUAAGAGAAAAACAUAAUAUCUGUCUCUGGAUGUUCAAACAUCCUCACCAGGAGUCUUGUAACAGAGAGUAAAGCCUUGGAUGGUUCAGGCUUAUCUUCCACAUCCCUGGAGGUACAGAAUAUUCCUUAUAUGAGUCCCUGUGUGUCUGUGCUCUGCUGUCCUCCACAACAAAGGCGGGCCCUCCAUGCCCGUCAUGCACCCCAAGAGGAGCCCAACCAGCACAGGUGAUCGGGAGCUGCGUGAGGGUCGGAUGCCCUCACGUAAGGCCAGCUGCAGCGUGAUGGGGAGCCACAGCCUCCCCCCCUCCAGCCCUAUGGUCAGCAGUGCCAACAACCCCAACAAGUCUGAGAUCCCAGAUCGCCGCAAAGACAUGACUGCCACCACGGUAAGACACGCACUCUACUCUUAGACAGGGGGCGGACUGUAGAUCUGACGUCUGAUCAGUCUGAGGAGUGGCUUUUCUGGUAUCUUGAGUGCUUUGUCUGUCAGCUGUUAUUUUAAAUUAACUAGAGUGUAAAAACUUGCAAACAAGACAAACAGCUCAUAUCUAAGAAGCAAUAGUUGCUUUUACACCCACUUUUUGACAUGACUGUCCUCACACAAUGAUACAGCUGGCGCGAUCCCUGCCCCUCCUAGUCAUUAAAUAAGCCGUCUGUGCUCAGAAAGGCCCUAAGAGAGUACUGUUUGAUCCACCUCUCAUUCCCCACCUUCAGCUUGAGCUUCAUCCUUCUGGAUACAGAUACAGAGCUCCCUGAUACUGACUGAACUGUUCAAAAUUCAAAAGCUUUCUUGAGGCUACAGGUGUUUUUCAUGUCUUCAGUGUGUUCAGAUUUAUAUCAUUUGUGUUUGGCAAUGGUGUGUGUAUCUGUGCAGAUCGUUGUUUCCUUGGAUGACAAAGAUUACUUGGGCGCAAUUAGCAUAAGUGAGCACCUCAUGUACAGGGGCUACUCUCCUUCUUCCACUGAUAGCAGCAGGAUUUGGUGAAUAUCAAUUCCCCCUCUCCCCACAUUCCCAGUGUCUUUUGAGCUGUCCUGUCAAUUAAGUCAAAAGCCAUAAAGCAUACUGCUCUGUAAGUUAUUAUAACCUUGUAUAGCAUAAUGCAUGGUGACCUCACAUUAAACAACGUCUCAGUUAGUCACAUCACAGUGUAGCAAUUCACAAUGUAUGUAAUGUGUCAUAAAGUAAUGUAUUUGGUUGUUAUAGAGCUUAAUUGGAUUUCAGUUGUGAUUAUGAUUUUUGCUCCCUACGGUUGUAAAAACUUGAUCAUCAAGACUGAAUGAUGUUGUCCCAACUGCUGUGUUUACCCUGCUAAGUGUUACACAGUGCAUCCGUAAAGUAUCCAUACCACUUCACUUUUUCCACAUUUCAUUAUGUUACAGCCUUAUUCCAAAAUGGAUUAAAUUCCCCUUUUCCCUCAAAAAUUCUACACAAAAUACCCCAUAAUGACAAAGCGAAAAACUUUUCUUUAGAACAUUUUGCAAAUUUAUUAAAAAUAAGAACACUCAAAUGUUGCAUAUACAUAAGUAUUCACACCCUUUACUCAAUACUUGGUCGAAGCACCUUUGGCAGCGAUUACAGCCUCCAGUCUUCUUGUGUAUGAUGCAACAAGCUUGGUACACCUGGAUUUGGGGAGUUUUCCCCCAUUCUUCCUUGCACAUCCUCUCAAGCUCAGUAAGGUUGGAUGGGCAGCAUUGGUGCACAGCUACUUUCAGGUCUUUCCAAAGAUGUUCAAUCGGGUUCAAGUCUGGGCUCUGGCUGGGCGACUCAAGGACAUUCAGAGACUUGUCCUGAAGCCACCCCUUUGUCUUCUUAGCCGUGUGCUUAGGGUCAUUGUCAUGCUGGAAGAUGAAGCAUCGCCCCAGUCGAAGGUCUCUAGUGCUCUGGAGCAGGUUUUCAUCAAGGAUUUCGAUGUACUUAGCUGCAUUCAUUUUUCCCUCCAUCCUGACAAGUCUCCCAGUUCCUGCUGCUGAAAAACAUCCCCACAGCAUGAUGCUGCCACCACCAUGCUUCACUGUAGGGAUGGUAUUGGUGAGGUGGUGAGCGGUGCCUGGUUUCCUCCAGACAUGACGCUUGGCAUUCAGGCCAAAGAGUUCGAUCUUCGUUUCAUCAGACCAGAUAAUUUUGUUUCUCCUGGUCUGAGUCCUUUAGAUGCCUUCUAGCGAAAGUCCAAGCGGGCUGUCAUGUGCUUUUUACUGAGGAGUGGCUUCUGUCUGGCCACUCUACCAUAAAUGCCUGACUGGUGGAGUGCUGUAGAGAUGGUGGUCCUUCUGUAGGGUUCUCCCAUCUCCUCAGAAGAACGCUGUCAGAGUGACCAUCAGGUUCUUGGUCACCACCCUGACCAAGGCCCUUCUCCCCCGCUUGCUCAUUUUGGCUGGACGGUCAGCUCUAGGAAGAGUCCUGGUGGUUCCAAACGUCUUCCAUUUCUUACUGAUGGAGACCACUGUGCUUUUUGGGAUCUUCAAUGCUGCAGAUAUUUUUCUGUAACCUUCCCCAGAUCUGUGCUCCGAUACAACCCUGUUUCGGAGGUCUACAGACAAUUCUUUCGACCUAAUGGCUUGUUUUGUGCUCUGACGUGCUCUGUCAGCUGUGGGAUCUUAUAUAGACAGGUGUGGCUCUCCAAAUCAUGUCCAAUCAGCUGAAUUUGCCACAGGUGGACUGCAAUCAAGUUGGAGGAACAUUUCAAGGCUGAUCAGUGGAAACAGGGCGCACCUGAGCUCAGUUUUGACUUUUAUAGCAAAGGAUGUGAAUACUUAUGUAUAUGCAACUUUUGAGUGUCUUAUUUUUAAUUAAUUUGCAAAAUGUUCUAAAAAAAAGUUUUUCGCUUUGUCAUUAUGGGGUACUUUGUGUAGAAUUUUUGAGGGAAAAAGGGAAUUUAACCCAUUUUGGAAUAAGGCUGUAACAUAACGAAAUGUGGAAAAAGUGAAGUGGUAUGAAUACUUUCCGGAUGCACUGUAUGUUGAAUCGAGCGCACCCUCCUCCCAAACAGCUCUUACUUUUGCUUCAUCAUUAGCAGCUCAGAUGAAUAUGAAACAAAGUUUGGGAGGUUUCAGCUCCUGCUAAGUUUUUACAGUGGUCCGCUGAAUCUUAAGCACCGCAAUAUAAAGUGUCGGGCAGCCACAGGUGAAGAGAGGAGAGCGGAGAGGGAGAGGAGCAGGAGGAAGCAGGUGUGUGUCUGAAGCCAAAAGGGGCAGAAUGGACAUGAUGAGAGAGGCUGUAGCAAUCAUGGGUGCUAACAGGCACCAACAAUCUAACAACUGUCAGUCUUGAAGGGGAGACAUCACUCUGAAUCAUAAAAAAAUACGCUACCAAGCAGAGAUCGAAAAAUGUGGAGUCACCAAGUCAUCUCCAUGCCAUUUAUUUGUUCUGCUCAGUUACUGAACCAGGUGCCUUCACUAAUGAGCUCACCUUCCUGGCUGCUCAUUGGAAGCAGCUGGUUCAGUGACAGAGCAGAACAAAUACAUGGCAUGGAGAUGACUUGGUGACUCCACAAUUCCCAUCUCUGCUGCCAAGUCAAAACUUUAUGUUAAAGUUUUUUGGAUUGACUAGACUGAAUCAAAUGCAAGCAUUAAAACAGCUCAAACCCUUUAAUUUUCUGUGACUGAAAAAAAUACUUCAGUACAAAUGAAACCUGGGAUUUCAUUUAGUAACUAUUAUCACUAAAAUUAAGACAAAGCUCUUCAAGUUGAAUUAAAAAAAUUAAUGCAAGGUCCCUUUCAGUCAUAGUACAUAUGACUUUUUUUAAGAGCUUUUAGGAUUAAAAGAGGUUUUAAGUUGGUGAAUGUGAGAGAUCACGAGUAAUCAUUUUUAAUAAUAGUGAUGUCAAUACCAAUCAAUGUAAUUCUAAUGAUGAUUUAUGUUUGAAUUGAGCAGCCCUAGUUUGUAGCAUUUCUUACUGUAACAUAAUUUAAUGUAACUUACUCAACAAGAUAUCUCAUAACAUCACAUAAUGCAGAGUUUUUAAUCUUUUUAUGAUGUGAUUAAACUUAAAGUGCAACUUAUCGUGAAAGACAAUAACAGAGACUUAAAUAAUAAUAUUUAAAUACAGCAGAGGGAGAAAUUUGAGGCUUUUUGUGAUCUGAAAAUCAUGUGAAAAUGUUAAAGUGGUAUCGGAGAGGAAGUAUAGAGUCUGAAAAAAAUGUAUGAUCACCCCCCCCCCCCCCCUUUGAGUUACAUUACCUUUUGUAAAAUUAUGUUUGGCUGUGUAGUGAUUAUUGUUGUGGUCAACCAGUUACAGUUUUUUAUGGCCCGUGCCAAUAAGGCAAAAUAUAAAUAAGUAAUAAUACUAACCGAGAAACAAAGCAGCUGAACUUGAGGGGAUGUUUGAUAAAAUAAUCAGAGACAAAAUAUUAUUGUGUCAAAUAAGAAAUGAUUGAUAAAUUGCCACAAAGGAAGUUUGGGUGUCUGUCCAACCAGCUUAAAUUAUUAGAAAAACAAAUCAAGACACAAGUUAAUGUUGCAUUAGAAAUAAAAAAAAAAGGUUUAAAUCCAUUAUUCCUAGACAUUCAAAUCAUGUAGAGGUGAUAAUGGUGAUAUCAACCUUAUGAAGGCCAAUAGUUAAGAAAAUGCAAUUGAUCUGUCAAUCUCUAGUUCAUGCAUUUUGAGUGAAGUUUAAGCUAUGUUUCAUACUUCACAUCUUCUGUCUCCGUAAAGAAACACUUUUGCACAUGAAUGCUGCUCUCUUUUCACUGCCUACACUGUGUAGUUUUAAUAUUAACACAUACAAACAGUAUUUAAUCAAUCAAUCAUCAAUCAAUCAAAUUUUGGGGGGAUGUCUGCAGCAACAAUUCCGAGGAAAGCACACCACAGUGACAACCACAAUGACUUAAACUGCUCAUUACUGGAGAUAGACCAUUUAACUGACCGAUAUCAGCAUUGCCUUUCUAAUCGGCAAGUGCAAUUUUCUGAACCCUAGUGACAGCAUAACAGAAAAUAUUGGAAACAUCUGGAGGGAUGUGUUGAAGUUUGGCACAAACUGUCAUCAGACUGAGCUGUUUCGAUUGGUGACUGUACGACUAAGGUUUCACUGACUUAAUGAGGAAAAAUGUUCCUGUUGUGGCGCAACCUCUAUUGUCAAAUAUACGAAAACGGCAGCUUGUGAUGGUGGUUCAGUUGUGCGCUAAGGUCUUGUUUUUUCUUGUUUUUUUUUUCUUAUCAUAAAAACAGGUUAGGUCACAUCUACUUUUUCCUCUCUCUGCAGAAUAACAUCCCUGGAAGUGCCAUGACACGCAGGAACACGUACGUGUGCACAGAUCGCUCCGGUGCCGACAGACACUCUCUCUUGCAGAAUGGCAAAGACAACAGGUACAUCUUCAGGUUUUAUUAUCAAUACUUUUGGGUACAGAUCUUUCAUAGGUAGCUGUAGCAGGUAAUAAGUUUCUAACAGGGCUACAGCAGCAAAUAUCAAAAUAAUGACUUUUUGUUCUCUGUAUUAGAUGAUGCUCCUUUUGUCUGAGUAGAAAAACCAAAAGAGGAAGCAGUUUUUCAGCCCUAGCCAAAAUCUCAUUUGUAGGAUGUGUGAAUAUCUGAAAUAGAACUUUCCAGAACAUUUUGUUUCUUGGAAAUUCGCCGGCUCAGUUUUUAAGAUUACACACUCAUCUUCAAAACCAACGAAAUCAGAGUGUUUCUCUCUCCACUUGUAAAAUCUUAAACUCUGGGAGUGAACAGAACUGAAAAAUAACAUGCUCUGUUACCGAUGUCUUAAAGGGGACCUGCCAUCAAAAUUUCAUACCCAUUUUUAUCAUUUUUUUAUAAUCCUUGAUGUCCUCUGAUCAUGUUUGCAACAUAAUUUUAGCUGAAAAGUUAUUUGAUGGUUUGUCUUAGUAUGCCUAAAAAACCUUACAGGAAAACCAACUGAUUUUGGCUCAUUAACAUUUAUGGUAAUAAGCUUUGCUCUGAUUGGAUCGCUGCUGUAAAGCCUGCUGUGCUCUGAUUGGCUCAGCAGUGGAGGUUCGGAUUUCGGUUUAUCCAUUUUGCUAAUGUGUGCUAAAGUAAGGUACCCAGAUGUCUGUAAUGAUAUCCGGGGAUAUUCGGUGCGGCGGGUGCAGGGGCUGCAGGGGCUGUGUGAUCACAGACAAAAUCUCGGUACUAUUUAGUAGCAGCGCAUGCCCCUUGUAAUAACCCCCGUAAGAACUGUUGUUCAGGACUGCUUACUUGUGCUUCCUACCCAUUCGGCUACUGUAAUAACCGUUGUUCGAGCCCACACGCAACAUUUUUGCUCUCAUUCAUGAAACGCUUAAAUCGGGGACAUUUUCGGGGACAGCUUUUGCCGAGGACAGGUCAUCCAAUACGGGGACUGUCCCCGGAAAUCGGGGACGUCUGUUCACCUUAUGCUAAAGGCUAAAAAUGGCAGGUAUUAAACCAUAUAUUUUAGACCCCAAGUCCGAAGAGGAGGUGGAAGUUGAAGAAGAAGCCAGAGAUCUCCAGUGGUGUUUUCAUUCAUUCUGCCCAGCUUUAAGUUAAUUUUCCCGGCAGUGAACCCAAGGAAACACCUGUUGUUUGGAAGAGACCCAUAGGGGAUACAGUGGUAGCUGGGUCUCACUCUGGCUGGAUGUUGACUGUGAAUGAGUACGAGAACGAGAGAGUGGGUGCGGCUCACCGAGGACGCGCUCGUGAAUAAUAAAUAAUGAGCAAGGUCAGCGCGACAUCAGAGGGACCUGCUUUUUCAAUUGGCCUGGUUUACCCGUUCCUUUAUUUUAAACCUUUACAGAAUGCAAACGAUGGAACGGUUUGUUUUCACAUUUACAACAUAAGACAAACAUAAUAUGGACCUAAUCUGACACAAAAACACACAAAAUUACAUUUUGAUGGCAGGUCCCCUUUAAGGGAGUUAGAGGGAGAGGAAGGCCAUCAGUACAAAUAAAGCAGCAGAAAAUAUGAAGUGUCAAAUUUCAAAGCAUGUAAUAACUAACAUGCUCUAACCUUUAUUCAUUGAACUCUGUGUAAAUUUUUGUUGAAUUCCCCUGUAUCAUUUAUAUAAAGAAAAGUUUUAAGAAAAUGUAUCACAUUAAAAGUAGGGCCUUAUGAUUUCUGUGUUAACAGAAUUACAGAUGGAAUCACAGAAUUGGCCAAUAAAAAUGCAAUCCAAUGUUGAGCGUGGAAUUUCAUGGAAAUUGGCAUAAUGUGACCAAUUUGGUGAUUUGAUUUGGUGUCAUCCACAGGUCUUUGAUCCUUCACACAGUCCUUAACAACGCUCUGCCAGCUUUUGUGACACAGUUCCUCACUGACAUCAGUCUGAUCAGCAGCACCUAUAUGCUUGACACAGGGUGUGCAUUACUUUUGGCCUGUCAACUUAGUAUUUUGGGAAAACGUGGCUUUCAACAGCACAGUAUUGUGUUUAUAUUUUAAUUCUCAGUGGCCAAAGAGAAAUAAAUUCUUUAAAAGUACUUACAUGCUGAUAUCAGACCUUGAUCACAUCAAUAUUAACACUUUAACAUCAGCACUGACAGCCCUGGAAAAAAUACUUACUUUGUACUUUUCCUUUAAAUUCAAAAUUUAUUUGUACUUUUCCUUUUUUCUUUAUUUCUAAUUAUUAACCUGUAUUAACUAAUUACUUUUUUAUCUAUGUAUUGUUCUUUUUUUUUAUAAUUUGUCUUUUAAAAAACAUUGAUAUGGCUCCAAAGAUGAGUGUUUUGACAAAGAUUUAACCUAAUUUUUUUAUAAGUUCUGCUUUUACCUUAAAAAGUUUAAUUCAAAUGAAGUUUAUUUAUAUUCAGGUAUUGAGUGAGUUUAUCUCAUCAGCAUCAAAAUGCAUCAGCUAGAAAUAAAAUCUAAAUUUUGUGACAAAACAAACAGACAGAGACGACUCAUGCUCUUGUUUGAGUGGGAUUUACUGCAUUUGUUCUUGUCUCUGCAGCUCCCUGGGUCACCGCAUGCCUGCAGCAUCUCCCUCCACGCUCAGCAUCUCUGGGGCUGGAGCCGCCUCCUCCUCCUCCUCUUCAGACCGAUGCCGCCUGACCAGAGGAUCCACAAUUCGCAGCACCUUCCACGGGGGUCAGCUGAGGGACCGUGGACCACCGGUCUACUCCGCCCCACCUACUUCACCCACCCUGUCCCACCAUGAAGCCAGUCCUCUGCCCCACGCCCGCACCAGGGCCACCUCCAACCUCUUCACCAAGCUGACCUCCAAACUCACUCGCAGGUAGAUACACGAAACAUGUCGUAUGUGAUAACGAAAUCAUGUAGCUGUCAGGAAAGUUUUGGUUUACUUGUAGAUCAGAAAAACUCUACUUUAAGCUUUUUGACAUCUCACCGUAUUCCCUCUUGGAGACAGCCUGUAAGAAAUUGAAUGUUUUGGCAACGGAAGCAACGUUUACUCCAUUCACCCAAACGAUCUACCAAAUCAAAGGUCCUAGCAGCAUCAAAAUGUCUGGUUCUCAUAGCCAAUAGACAACCUAGGACUCAAGUUCUGAGAUCACAAAUACUUCAGAGUAACUAAUGUUCUGGUUUUAAGAGUGACCCUGUUGACUGAUGGCUUUUGUCUGAACAUGCCAGUUAUUGUCAUGGUCACAACAGUGUUGAAACCUGAAAUCAAUGUCAUUGUGGAUGUAUCCUCAUAAGUUUUUUUAUUCAAAAGUCAAAUUAUGUUCAUUAGCUAUGUCUUUAAUAAAAGACUAACCCCCAAUUUCCACAGCAUCCGAAACAGAUACAAAAAAGCCCUAUCCGUCGAUUGUAGCUGACUGUAACCAGUGAAGUUAAUGUGUCAAUUUCCACCGGCUUCUUUCCAUUCCGCUGCAGAUCGCUGAACUCUGCAGCUGAUCGCAAGAGUUCCAAUUUUUUCCAGACGCCGGAGCAUGCCGGAUAAACUCAGUACAGAUUAACCUGUGCUGGAAAGGAAGUCGGGCACAGACACAUAACAAAACAUCCUGCUUCUUUGCAAAAUAAAACACUCAAUGUUUCCGGCGGAUCGUAUUUCACACCAAGCAAACAGGCGGGGACGAACAAGAAAAAGUUUGUGGACAGCAUUUCACCCUGAUGACACCAUGGAUGAGGAGAUGCUGAUUUUAUAAAUCUAGAAGAAGAUCUCCUCCUCUGGAAGGACACAAUCUACUGCUUAUAUGGUUAUGUAGCUGUCUUUAUAGAGACAACUCGUUAUUGCGCCAUUGCAUGUGAAUCCGCGGGUUCUUGUGAGUUCUUCCAAUUCCCACUGUCCGUAAUCUGCUACGAAAUUCGCCUCACAUAUGGAUUUGGAGGGAUUGGCAGAUGGCACCGUGCCUGAUGCGGUGGAAAUUGGGGUUUAGGUGCCUGCAAGGCGCAUGUUCAGCUGAAAGUGGCAGACUAGCAGCAUUACAGUUUAUUUUGAAACACUUGUGAAUUUGGCUGCCAGCCGUUAACUGUUUGGUGUAUCAGUUCAAGUUGGUUUUGACUAGAAAUAAGUAAUAUGAAGAGUUGAAAGUCUGAACGAGUGCGUGCAGUUAGUGAGAAAGUUAGAGUUGAAUUGUGGAUGUGAGUGAAUCACAUCAGGAAGACGGUUAGGAGCUAAUGUGGAGGAUCAUUUAGUUAAUUUAUGCUAAUCAGAAACAGGAUUAAUGUCCAUAUUACAACUUUAUCACCAAACAAAAUAGUGUGCUAGCUAACAGCCCAAUAUCUUGAUGGUUUUUUACCUGAUACACAGGCCCCGUUUGCUGUUAGAGUGUAGUUUUCUUGUCAUUAUGACCCAGGUUUCUUAUUUAGUGGUCCUGUGUGCUUGUAUUCAGCUGAAAAGGGUUUUUGAUUUCAGGAUAUUUCUUGACUUUUUGACCUGCUGUACCUGUCAACUGAUAAUAUAGUUUACAGCUUUUAGCUACAUGUGUAACCUGCAUGAGUUCACUCACAGGCUGGAUUUCUCUACCCAAACGUCUGUCCACUGAAUACUUGUUCUUGGUGAUGAUCUCUGUCCACUCACUGAUAUUAGAAAUAAUUAGAUAUUACAAUAAUCUGUUGAUUGACAGAGUAACUUAACUUGCUGUACUUCCGUUGCCAAAAUAUGGAUUCCCCCUCUAUGUACAUCAUCAUUGUUUACAGAAAAUUAAGCCGCCAAUGCUAAGCUAUGCUAACCAUCUCCUGGCUGUAGCUUCAUAUUAACCAGCCUUAUGACUUCUCCCAUUUUAUCACAGCACUUUUGUCAACAAAAUUGUUUAUCACAUCGUCCACCUUUUACUCAAACUUAAUAUGUUGUAACUUAAGCUGACAUUGCUGCAUUGUUGCUGUUUAUUGCUUAAGUUACACAACACUUGUUGAGCUAUUUUAAAGUUGCCUAAGAAGUUUUUCCUACAAACUAACUGUCCCAGUUCUGCCCCACUUAUUGGGUCUUUGAGCUAAGCUAGCUGUACUGGCAGCAGCCUCAGCUAUUGCCGGUAAACAUUAUAGUAAUAAUGUUGUUGUUAGUUUGCAGAAAGACAUUAAAGCUCCUGUGAGGAGUUUUUGUCUGGUUAUAAAACAGUCUGAAAUCGACACUGUUACCUCUUAAUGACCUUAUGAGGCAAACAAGAUCUUCGGCAACAAGAUUAAUUAUGUCUUUAUUUAUAGUAUGCAUGGCUGAAACUGCUGCUGCUGCUGCAGUGUAGGUGUCACACUAAGCUGGAUAUACUGGAUGCUUCAAAACAGCCUUUAAUCCAUGUCUAAAAUUCAGUCAUAAUAACAAUACAUUUUACUGUUGAGGUACAAUAGGAUGACUUUUAAAAUCUGUAUUUAAAAAACUGUAACACAGGUACAGGAGGUAGAUUUUAGUCCGCAGGGGGCUUGUUAGAGCCAAAUCCACAGAAGUUCCUAACUGGAGCUUUAAAAUGAGACGUAGUUUUGAGUUCUGUCAUUCCACACACUGAGGAAAAAGUAAUCAGGAAAUAGUUUUAUUAUACACCACACACCCCUGAUUAUAUUCUAAUGCCAUAAAAAUUUUACACACUGAGUAUUGAGGAUGUUUUUUACUCUCUUUGAACAUUUAGUUUGUGCAAAAGCUUAAACAUAGAGACCUCCUAAAGGGGGGAUUUCACUAUGGCAAUGUCACCAUGAUGUCACAGUAUUAGCAGGAGGAAAAAAGAAGUAAAAUACGACACACCACCACAGAGAGGAGGCGACAUAGGAGUCCUGAGAUGUCUUCUUUUACUGUCAGUCUGGUGCCAGAAUAGAAGAUGUAAUGUUAAUACUGAGCAUCUCAAAACUAAAAUUCUUCUAUAUACCAGCUACCAGAAACGGACACAACUUUGAGGUGACAAAGGUCAUCAGCAAAAAUACUCAUGAUUGCCAUGCAGACUUCAUAAACAGUGUAAUUACCAUGGAAAGGAUGGAUGACAUGAUGUACUGUAUACUAUGUAUUCAGUUUUUCGUUGAAGGGCAGCUGGGCUUGUUUAAGGUUCUUGAAGAUGUUCCUCCUUUCCUCCAAAUGGUUUCUUUAGUUCUAAGGUGCCUGGGGCCAAAGCUGGACAGCCUCUGUUGGUCCGCCCCAUGUAAAAGAGGUGGGUCGUCACUAGUAGGGAUGUUGACCUGAUUUCACUUGAGCGGGUUCCUUACUGGAUUUUUUCAGGUUUGCCAUGCUUGUAUGAUGUUGGAGCCUGCAAUCCAGCACAAAAGCACUGUUUUGAUUGUUGUCUAAAGGAAUCCAAAGCAGGAUUGUAAAUGGAGGAUAAGAAGUGUCUUAGUCCACCGCCUCUGUUCAAGGAUGGUUUCUCCAGUUUGACAAAGAUGGCCUCUUUCAAACCAGAGGUCUUCCCUGGCCAGUAUCCUAACAUCGCUGUCUUCAAAGGAAUUUCCUGUACCCUUCAGAUGUAGGUGAACAGCUGAGUCCUGACCAGAAGAGAUGUCUCUCCUGUUUUGGGCCAUGCAUCUGUUUAAUGGCCGUUUUGUUUCCCCGAUGUACGAGGCCCUGCAUUCAGGGCUUUUACGGCGCGCACCGCAUUGCUCUUUUUGUGCUUGGGGUUUUUGUGAACCAGCCUCUGUCUCAUUGUUUACAACGUAUACAAAGUAUUAUCGAUACCGUCCUUUGUGCGAUGGCCACAGUUGUAAGCCACAAAUACAGUAGCAUCUAAAAACUUGCUCGUCCAAGUUUGGCUCUACCAUACACACUUGUUUUUUUUAGUCAAGAGUAGAGAGUAAAAGUCUUACCUUUACACCUUUGGUAGUCCUGUCUUCCAUCUUUGAAAACAAACAAACAAAAAAGGGCAUUUAAGAGAUUUAAAAAGCUUUUGUUAUACAAUACAAUAAAAAAAAACAAGAACUUUAUUUAGCCCCAAAUGGAACUUGGUUUCAUAAACGUUAUGUUAUUGUCUUUCUUUAACCCACAGUUUUGGUCCUAACAUGUUUUAUCAGGACAAAAGGCCCCCAUGCUUGUGUCCCUCUGUUGGUCAUCUGGAAUACUGUAGUGCAGGGACAGUUUUUUUAACUCUUCAGCUCUAAUCUAAAACCGAUCUCCUGAAAACAAACCUCAGAUUUACAGUGUAUGAUCAUGUAGCAUUGUUGUGCAGUUCCUCCCUUCAGCCUGAGUGCAGCCUGGUAUGGAUCGCUGCUAAUCAGACAUUUUAUUCAGGCCUUUUGGCAAGUCCUUGCGUGGCUCUGGAUUAUCCUCUGCUCCCCUCUUCCUCCCAGUCAUCAUAAUCACACUUGUCUAAUCUUAUCAAACCUGAGCUUUAUCCCUGCCAAUCAGCUCCCGCGCUGUGCUCUUUUCCUCCACUCACUCUCCUGUGAUCCAGUUUUAUUCUCUCUUACCCCACCCUCCUGCUCUUAUCCCAAAUUCCCUCUUUUUCUCCGUCUUUAUCUUGUUGUGCUUUCCCCUCUGUCAUGGCAAUAGGGUCAACCUUGACCCGUCCAAGCGCCAGGGCUCAAACAAAUCAGUGUCGGGUUGUACUCUUCCACAAGGAUCAAAAACAGUUAGUAAGUUCCCGUGUCUCUCGCUUCUUUCUGGUCUGCCUGCGCCGCCCCACCCGUCUGCCUGCUCACAGGAACUGUUCAAACUUCCUGCCUAACUUUUUCAUUUCUCCACUUUGAAAUGUUGUCUGCAUGAAAUGUUAAUUCAUACUGUCAACAUCCCACACACUUAGUUUGAAGCAUGGCCACAGUCAAGGGAGAUUCAUUCAUUUAGUUUCAUUUUAAUUUAUUCAGAUUUUUUAAGUUUCCGGAUUAAUGUCAUUGUUGGUGAAAAAGGUGUUUUCAUCUUCUCUGUUAUGACCUUGUGCACCAAGUCCCCUCAGAAACUGUGUUUUCAUUUUGUGGUUUAAAAGUCAUUUAUUGUUUAUGCUGUCUGUUGUUUGGUUAAAAAUAUGGACGAAGAGGCAAGUGAGAAAAAUGUGGUUAAUCCAUUUUUCAAAGUCAUAUCUAAAUAAUUGUGUGUGUGUGUUUAUGAAAAAGACAAGUAAAAACAUGAAUGAACUUUUUUCGUCCUGGUUGCGGAAAAUGGUCUUCAGCUUCACUUUAUAAUUACACAAUCUCCUGACUUGCAAACAAGUCUGCAUCCAGAAACAAGACAGCAACCCAAGUCCUGAGCAGCAUCACAGUGUACAUAAUAUACAAAUAAAGAGUACAGUAUUUAAAGUGUGGAGAAAGUUAACACUGGCAAACAUGUAUGUCAUAAACAGCUGGAAAUAGAAUACAACAGAAGAUGGGGUCAUUGGCAUCAGGUGAAGAAAAACCCAGAUAAACCCUUGAGAGUCGAGGAAAUGAUACCUGUCUGAAGGCUGGUAAAUCAGGGUGUUUUUUAAAAAAUACUGAAUCCCACCUUGUUAUGGUUCAUUAGAAUCAGAAUCAGAAUUGUAAAAACAUCACAACGAGAUUUGGGUGCAUCUCCAAAAUGCUUUGAGGUAGAUAAAAACAAGAUAAUAAAAAUAGAUAAAUAUUGUACAACUAAGUAAAAAGACCCAUGUAAAAUGUAGUGAAUAUAGUAAAAGAAGAGAGUAGGAAUGUAAAACCAAUUGAUGAGUAAUUACCACAAGUAAUGCCACUUUCUUGUGGUUCAGUACCUCAAGAAAAAAAAAAAAGAAAAUUAGACUGAAAAAUGGAAGACCAGAAUUUCUCCACUUGCCUCUCAGAUUUGUGUAAGAAUAGAUCGUAAUGCAUCAUACCUGAAAUGAACCGAUCAACAGAGACUGUGUUUCUACCUGCAUGCUUGUAGAGUAGUGAAUGAGAGCAAAGGUGAGUUGAGUAUCAUGACAUUGAGUUCAUCACAUGCUUGAUGUUGAUGCCUGCUGUGUCUCACUGUCUGAUUUCUACUGAAUGCCGUCUGCUGUGAGAGUUGUGGUUGUACUGUGUUACCUCUCACCCUGCCUUUUUCUCCUCCAGGGUCACAAAUGAAUCUGAGGGAGUCAGGAGAUUUGCGGUCACAAGGUCAGUACACAUAGAAACUGGAGUGACAAAUAUUGUUUAUUGAGAAAGAGAGUUUAUUUCUAACCCAUAGGUUAAAAUCUAAUAUUUUAUGAAAUGUCUUUGAUCAAGAAAGGAUCUUCAAGCAGUUUAUAGAUCAACAGCUACACCCAUUUAAGUCUUUAAGAUAAUUGGAGUGAAUGAAAUUAAACAUUUGGACAUAUCUGCAGCUUGUUUUUCAGUCCGUGUGUGUGGGGGGCACAAAGGUGUUUUCUUCUUCUUCUCUUUCAUCUCACUGUCAAAAUCAAAUGAGGUAGUGAACUGAAGAAAAGAGCCUGUGUGAGCCAGUUCACCCAGCAAGCACAGUCAUGUGGUUUCUCUGAAAUCCACUGAAAAACAUUUUUUUUUUUUUUUUUUUUUUUUUUUUACAUACUCAAUGUAGAUUCCGACUGAAAUCUUACAGAAGAUAGGAGUUUCACAGGCUCAUCUGAUGUCGCAGAGAUCCACACAGGAAUGAAUAGGCUGGCUGUGGACUUGUCUCUGCACAUACUGAACAUAAGUUGAAACAAGGCAGUAACACCCCCAAAAAGCACUCUUUUGUACACUAGUCAAUUCUUCAAAUGAAUAUGGAGCUGAAUCCCUGAUCUAAAGAACAUUGAAGGCCUCUGAUUAUGAAAAUGUUUUAUCAUGUUUUUUUUUUUUUUUUAAUUUAUCCUUUCAUGUUUGCUGUAAGUGGAGCAGCAGUCAAAUUUCAGACUUUGACAAUAAAGUCAUUACUCAGUGAACAAUUUAAAAAUCUUGUCUUAAAAUCAGACAACGCUCUCAGUUUCUGGUCUGAGCUCAUCUGAGAUACUGACCCUUAAAAAGUCUCAAAUUAGAUUAAUAUAACAGAUACUUAAGGCACAGAGCUGUAAAGCUAUCAGCGUUUUUACUGCUUAAUAUACAAACAAUCAGCCUUUCGCUAACUAGUUUGUUGAUUAUUUUGUUAAGCGAUUCAACAGGUUAACCAGGUGACAGAACUAGAAGACAGGGGGAAUACCACUUCAUGUAAACAUUCUGACUGUGAUUCCUCAAAAGUUUUCAUGGUUUUGAGACGCUAAUCAUGGUUUCUGUUUCUUCCCUCCACUUUAUAGUUGCCAUCUACCUGGGAAUCAAAAAACGUCCGAGCCCCGGGCCGUCGGACGUGGCUGGGAUCUGAGAGGUGGUGGGCGGCGGGACCCUGCAGAGGUGGUACUGGCUCUGCGGGAAGCGGCACUUGGAUGUGGUUGUCAGGUCCACCUUGCCGGCCCCUUUCUGCUGUCCUGCACCCACGGCGUAGCAGGGGGCCGUGUGGCUUUUGAGGCCGAGGUGUGCCAUCUUUCCACGGGCACCUCCGAGACUUCUAACGGGGUGCGCUACACAAGACUUUGGGGGGCGCCACUAGCUUUUCGGGACAUUGCCACCCAAAUCUCUAAAGACCUUGAACUUUGAACCGGAGGGGGUGUUUGCGUACCAGUGUGUGUUUUUGUGUGAGCGAGUGUAGAUGUGUGUGCACAAAGGGAGGGGGGUGUAAACAACUGAAGAAAAAAAUAGUGGAGAAGGGACGAGGGGCUGGACCCAAGAGAAAAGACUUCUCCUUCUGUCUCCUUCAUGACUUACUCCCCUUCCCCCCACACACACAAACACACACAGAUACACACACACACGCACACGCACAUCUGACCCAUAAGUCACGCAGACUGGAGCACCCCCCUCCACCCAAUCACCCCACUGAGAUCAGCCAACUUCUUCACUGAGCCUCUGCACCCACUGGACCUGGAUCAGACAGAAGCUAGUUGAUUUUUUUAUUGCUACUCUAGCCAUAAUGACUCUUUAUUUUGUUAUUUAUUGCUCUGAUCAUUGUUUUUACCCACCGUCUCCUCCACAGCUACUGAAAAACACCAUCUCUCUGUGUAUCUCUCAGCCCUUUUUUAUAUGUCACCUCGACACAAACUGUUCAUUUUUCCCUCCUGUACGGAUGACCUGAUUAUCUGCUGACUCUUCAUCACCUGGGGACAAUCACAUGCACACAAAGGUGGAGAUGGUGCGACUCAGUGAUCAGAUAAGCAGCCGCAGAGGGUUGCAUUGCUUUGAUUCCUGUACAUACAGCAGUGACGACCGCACUGGAUUAAGGUCAGUGAGAGCAGCGCUGACAGGCUUUAAAGCAGCCAAUCAGAGGCAGACCUGGAGGAAAAAUCAGUGACAUCUUCCACUUCAUGAGCUCAUAGUCAUUACCUCUUAGUCACAUUACUUUACCUGCAUGUGACAGGCAGAAAGCUAGGAGGACUCUUGAAGGUGUUGUCACCUUGAUUCUUUCUAUUUGUUUUGGACAGCCAUCUCUAAAGUAUUUAAUUUGUUACCGUAGUUGUUGCCAACAUGUUUCAUCUCUUUGCCAGAAUUGAACAUGUUUGGCUCAAAGUUGCCAAAGCAUUUACCAAUUGUUUUGGUACAUGGAAAUCAACCCGGAUUACAGCCCUGCAGUAACAAGCUGAAGUUGGCAUCAAAUAUUGACAUUUUGUAAAGCCUAAAACGGGUGCAAAAGGGUGGGUGUCAGCCAAGCAGUGCAGAAACAGAAUAUUCAGAAUGUUUAAGCAUGUUCAUUUAAAUGUAUAUGUAAACACACAAAGUAAGCCAAUGCUCACACUAUCUUAGCUGGUUAAAUGCUUUCAGCCUUCAGCAAAAUACAAUUCCACAGACUCACCCCCUUCUGGUGGUUAGAAAUAAUGCAGGAUACGUCAAGCCUGAAUUCAUUAUUUUUCAGCAGUCCGUCUCCAAGAGUGUAAAGAGACGCCUGUUAAGACUAAAGCACACACGCUGCUCUAUAUGACUGAGGUCAUUUCCUGUCAGCGCUGCUCAUCAUCAUUAAAACUGUUGGGUGUAUUUUAGGUUUUAAAAUCUUCAUUGGUCACGCUGUUACCUUUCUUCAGACUGAUGUAUGAAGGGAGGCGGGCACACAGUUUCAAGUGUCUUUCCUAACAGUAGACAUACUGGAAGGCCUUUUUGCACAUAAUAAGUAUCACCAGGAGAUCCAAUGUGAUUUUUGAAUUCACAGUUGGCAAGAAUUUACUCUGCCCCCCUUGAUAAGUAGGACUGGGCGAUAUGGUCAUUUUAUUUAUUGAGGUGGAUUUUAAUAGUUGAAAAUCUGGAUUUUCUCUUAAACUUUCUCCACUCCUCCCCCUCAGACUCUUACGCUGACGCCCUUCUUCUCAUUAACUACUGACAGAUGCUCAUAUAAGUAACAUUCCUGCCAGCAUUAAUGCAGAGUUUGCUCCCAAAAAAACGAUCCUGUUAGUCAUUUUGAGCUAGUUCAGUGUUGUGGGGGCUGGACAGCAAACUAACCACUUUCAAUCAGGGAAAGAAAAAUAAUAAUUAAUAAAAACUGUGAAUAAAGUUUGUCCUGAAAAUAUAUAUUUUUAUUGUAGGCUAUACCACCCAGUCCUCUUAUUAAAGCUUCAAGAAGAAUUGCGUUUCAUCAUACCACAUCAUGAAGAAGUAGCAAUCCAUUUUAUCCAUCUGAUAGUUUGGGAUUUUAUUUUUCUGAGCCCUCACUUUGUCUGAGUCUGUCUCCAUGAUUUGUAGCAAAAAGAGUGUCCUGUCAAAACUGAAGUCUUUGCCUUUAAUUUUUACCGUGCAAGAGAAAAUGCACAAAGAAAACAAAUACUCCUGCACAAAAGAAAAAAAAAGACCUCAAAUCAUCCAGAUGUGGAUGUGCAGAAAACGUAGACCAAACAGGACUGCUGGUUUUGGAAAUUUGAGAAGAAAUUUUACCUUUAAAUUGGGUAAAAAGGCAGAAUUUGUAGAUUGUAGAUUUGCAUGGGUCUAAGACAGCCAUCAGAUAUUGAAGCCCUGUUUCCAAAAUAGCUAAAGCCCUCUGCAUAAUGUUGAUAAAAACAGGUAUUGAUGGUUUUUAUUUCAUUAAAGCUUAUAUUGAUUGAAAAUAGUGCAAAAACAACAUGUCAAAUGUUCAAGUGAAAAUUUUAAUUUUUUUAAAAAUGCUUAUUUUAAAAUUUAGGCCAGUGACACGUUUCAGUAAAGUUGAGACAGGGUCAAGCAAACCCUAAAAAAUGAUGUGUGGUGCUAAAACAAAAGCCAGAGGAACAUCUCCCAACUAAUGAGGUUUAUUUUUAACAGGUUAGUAAUGUGACCAGGUGUGAAGGGACCUUUACCCAUUCAAGAGAGGCUACAGAAGUAAAGGUGCAGAAAACACUUUUGUUAUACUUAUACUGUGCAAAAAGCCCUUAUGACUGCUUUAUUUCACUGCAAUGCAAUUCUUUAGUUAUAUAUUAUGUGCCAUGUGAUCUCAUCUCAGCCGUCAUCUCAGUAUGUUAAUAGGAAACACCAAAAGUAGACGAGCCAAACAGGGAAAACCCCUCAGAUUACACACACACGCACACACACACACACAGAUAAAGAAACACCCACUUCCGAACGUCCACCCUGUCCUUUACCUGUGGGGCUCAGAGGGGGGGAGUGUGUUGACUCUGAAAAGGCACGAUGAAGGCAGUGUGUGCACAGUGUUUUCUUUUUGUUAGUCCAGUUGCCUUUAAAGUGAACAACCCCCAGCGCCUUCAUUCAGAAACAUGUAUCAUGUAUUUAAAAAAAGAGAGACAGAGAAAAGUGAGGAGGCUUUCUGUUCUCCCUCCCUGUUUUUAGUGAAUAACGUACUGUGAUAUUUACGUAGGCUACAGAGAUCAUGUUGUUUGGCUGCUGAUUUACUGUUGAUACUAUCUCUCAGUUGUGGCUUUGCUCAUGGUGACCCAAAAACACCCUCCAUCUCUUUUCCCCCACCCUGCCAUCAAACAGGGACGCAAACCUUAAUGGUCCACCAACUUCGUAUGUAACACUGACUUUUUUCUAUGGUCACACUGAGCGUUUUCACCGUUGAGACCCUGUGUUCUCGCAGGGAGACUCUCGCCAUCGUCCACACUCUCACAUCGUAGACCCAUAUUUGACAGUCCUGUUUGGUGUGAGCUGUUUCAUGAAGCACACACCGAUAAGGACGCAGGAGUCUGUCCUUGUCCUCUCCUUGGACGUUUCUCAUUGUGGUGUAUAUUAGCAUUAGGUAAUAUAGACCUCAAUGCACUUUGCUUUGACUUGAAUCAGCUCCUUCCAGUGUACCUGUACAGGUAAUAUCCAGAACUAGCCACUGGAGGGCGCCAAUGUCUUAAAUGUGAAACACUUCAAUUUGUGGAUAUUUGCACAGGUACUUUAUUUAUUUUUUAGAAUAAUAUCAUUUAAAAAACAGGAUUUAUAUCAGUCAGUUGAUGGCUGUAUAUAAAAUAUAUGAAUAUAGUAUAUAUCUUAGAGCUCAAGGUUUAUUUAUAGCUAGAGCAAGGGAAGUAAUUCUAGUUUAAAGCAGAUUCUGUCAGUGACAAUGGGGAACAAAACCAACCUGCAAUCCUGCAUGACUUCAGAGGAGAAAAAAAUGAAAUAUGAUGCACACCCAGGAUUGGAAGCUUUGUGAAAUACAGAGAAAUGUUUUUAGAUAUGACUCAAAACAAGUAAUUGGUGCUCAAUGUUGCACCAGGUCCUGCUCCCUUUUACAGAACAGUAACAGGUGAAAGACAGUGACUACAGGGUGCUUUGGUUUGCUCAAGAGGGCUCCUGACUUCUUGUAAGUGUUUGAAUAUGCCAUGAAAUGAACCACAGUGUGCAGACUGAGGGAGAAACCUUCUGUGCGGACAAUUAGACUGGAGAAAAAAAGUUUGUGUUGUUUGGUUCUAAAUUAACUUGAAUUCACUCUCUAAAGCCCCCCGACAUGUUGGAAACCCUGGGUUGCAUUCAAGCCAUAGAAAUGUUUUGUCACUGACUCCUGUUUGACGAUUUGAAUCAGGUUGUUUGUGAAACCGGCUUAAAAGCUAAUAAAUUAGUGUGCAACAACUCACUCUUAGUAUCAGAUGGAUAAACAUUGUCUUAAGGUGGAAUCUACUGUGAAAACUUCUUAAAAAAGAGUUGUGUUGAGUACCUGAGUGUGUUACUGGUCUGGUUUAGAUGGUGAUGGUACAGUAUUAGGACCCCAGGGGGCGCAGUAUUAAACAUGCACUGUCAUCUUUGGAAACAGUUGAUGUUAAAAGAGACUGGUGGUGAACACACAGUUUGACCUGUAUGAGUAAUUUUACAUCCUCUACUGUUGAAUUCCUCCAUCUCAGAAACAAACUGUUUGCUGAGAUGGAGAGUUUGUGCUAAUAAGGAGAACACGGAGCUGAAGAUUAAUAAAACUCACUGAUGUUGGCAUUUUUUCCUUCAUUUGUGUGUCUUUUUUUCUUUGAUUACUAACAACUCUUACAGUUAAGCCUAGUUAUUUAGCUGGUGUUAUAACUCCAGGGGCAGCAGUGAAACAUUUUA
Xyrichtys novacula (pearly razorfish) is the source of this 66050-nucleotide messenger RNA. The record is from the annotation of a GenBank genome assembly. NCBI's taxonomy places the organism in Eukaryota, Metazoa, Chordata, Actinopteri, Labriformes, Labridae.